AUGCCAAACAUGCCCCAGACCGUGACACUAAAAGGACCCUCUCCGUGGGGUUUUCGCCUGGUGGGAGGACGGGAUUUCAGCACACCGUUAACCAUCUCGAGGGUAUGUAGUGAGUCCUCUUUCUUUGCUGUCUCUCUGCUGUGUGUCCAUUCAUUCGGGAGGAAAACUCAGUUUUGGGCGGUGACUGAGUCAUUUCCAGAGAACUUUUACUCAGUGUCAGCUACUUACCGGCACAGGGAGAGUGGGGAAAGUGGAAGUGACAAAGUGAGCGCAUUUUAAAGAGCAAGUCUUUGAGGAGUGUUAAAUAGACAGACGGUGCCAUCUAAUUCAUGGAGGCUGAAACUGCUGUGAAAUACACAGAAAUGCAUCUGGUGGAGAAUAAGAUCUGCAAAUAGAUCAGAACAGUUUUAUUUACAUUUUAUUAUUUUCAUCAAACUACAUCAAUCCCCUAAUUGUCUUUCUCAAAAAAAUUGGGUGUAAUAAAUGAAAUACUUUUAUAGAUAUUUUAUCAACUUUAAUCAUAGUAGACUAGUCUUAUCUUGAUCUGGUGGCUGAUAUUAUGAUAUUAUGAUCAUUUCUGCUGUUUUGAAGUUACUAGUUUAGGCAGAGGGCUGCUCACCAAAUCGUCUGGUUCUGUUUGAGGAUUCUGCCUAAUCAGGGAGUUUUUCCUUACCACGGUUGCCAAAGCUGUCUUGGAUUUAACAAACAUUGGGUCUCUAAAUAUUCUUCAAAUACAGUCCAGAUCUGCUCUCUUCUGAAGUGCCAUGAAAACAUGUGAUUUGGAGUUAUGUGAAUCAAAUGGAUUGAUUGGUUGUUUAUAAUAUUGUCAGCAGAAGCAGAAGCUAUUGAGAGAAUUGAGGUAUUUGUAUUAACAAAAGCUGCAUGAACUUUCCUGACCCUGAGAAUAUGGGUCAGGAGUCAGUAUGCUGGCAGUGGAUCUGGCAGUAGCCAAUACUUCAUCCCGGCCAGAGCAAACACACACACUGGUCCUGCAUGCUGCAGGGCUCGUGGAGGGAAGGAGGGGGGUGCUGACAUUUGUUUUUCAUCAGAGCUCAUUGGUGCUGCUGAGGGAUUCCAGGUGUUGUGCUCAGCUGUAUCACCAGCCCCAAACCGGCCCUUUAACUACAGGGCCCUAGCACUCUAAACUAGAGGUGUAAUUUUUAGAUUUACGGCAGGCGGUUAACGACUCUGAAAGAAGCAUGCAGACCAAACCCCUGAAGGUCACCUGAAGUGCUCUCUUUUGUUCAGACGGACUGCUUCAGCCUUAGAAAGAGUGCUGAUAGAGUUGUUGUUAGGCCUACUUUGACUGUCAGGGCGCGCUGGGUCUGAAGUUUUGACCGUUCAUGGGCAAAUAAAUGGUCAAACACUCACUUGCCUGAAACUUUUCUUCCCUGUAUCAUGGUGAAAGAAAGCUCAAAUUGUCCUGUAUUUCAAUCUUGCUUGAGUUUGCCAGACGUUACUGGAAAUGCAAGCCUAAAGGUCCUUGACAUGCCUGACUAUACACAUCAAGCCUGAUGUGAUUUUGCAUGAGAGAUCCAACGCUAUGUUGUCCUUCAGGUUGUUAUCUUUGUAAUGUUUGUGUUUUUUAUCAAAAAGCACUCUGUUCUCCGACACGUAAACUAUCAGCCGGUCAGCAAUGUUGGAUAUACAGGAUAUGCGAUCUGACAUUGCAACAACACGCAAUCUGAUUGGUCAGAAGUGGAUGCACAGUAUGCGAAACUUUAGAAAAAUUGACCAUGAUCUGAAAAAAUACAUGCCGCAAUAUUGCAGGACAGGAAAAUGUUGCUGAUGUGAACGCUUCUAUUGACAGGAUGCGUGUUUGAAAAAGAAACAUUGACGUCUGAAAUAAUCGCACGACAAAAACGGUCCCGAUGUGAAAGGACCUUAAGACUAGAAAAAGGGGAAAACUCUUGUGUUUCAAGCUAAGACAGCUGAGAGCCGCCUCAAGGCAUGUAAUUCCUCAGUGUCACACCUUUCUUAUUUGUCAAUAAUUUGUAAAGCAUGCAUUUUGUGGUUCCAUUUCAAGCCAUUUAGCAAUUUCUGGAUAUUUCCAGCUCAAUCUCAUUCAUGCAUACUUGAAUGACUGCCAAUGUGAAACCCAUUGCCUGCACAGGGAAGUCAUUUUGCAUUCUGAACAUUGCGUAACAAGAUAAUGGUUGUAUGAAUUAAUUAGAGGUUUCACUCAAUAAACAGCAACUGUACAGAGCCAAAGAAGGUGGCAAUAAAAAACUCGCACUUGCUCACUGCGGUUGCUUGCAAGAGUAAAAUUGGGAGUUUUAGCAGAUUCCUCAAUCUGAGCUUGCAAAUUAGAGAAGGAAGCAGCCGGUAAGAUGCAAGCAUAUUUAGCCAAAUAUGUAAUGUCAGAGGCAUAAAACACAGUCUCUUGGCAGUAAGAUCCGUCAUUAAGCUGCCUCCUACUGACUUUUUUUGCUUUUUACCAAUAAAGCAGUAGGAAGUCCAAUUGACGUCACAUACUCUGAAACAUCAGCUGACAGGACAAAGUGUAUUUUAUUUGCAGGACUUGAUAAUUGUUUUAUCCUGGUGUAUCUAACAUGCGGGCUUGCUGGAGUGAAUAAAUCAUACUCUAAUUGAAGAAGUAGAAAUUGUGGGAAAGAAAUCCUUUGCAUCAUCUCAUGGGAACUGGUUACAUUUUGAGUUUGUAACACGGUGUGAUUCAUCGCUGCUGACAGACUUUAGUAUCUCCUUAACUUGCUAUUCAUCACAUGCUUGCCACAUUCUUGCUGUACAGUGCGGGCCCGGGACGGCAAUUAUAACCUGUUGAAUAACAACACAGAGACAAGGAGGGAGAGGAACAGCGUGUUAGAGGAGGAUUGUUUAUGUCUUACAUCCUCCAAAAUACCUCUUUAGGGGGCAUUUUAGUGUAGCAUUAACCUCAAUCUGGAUGGUGCAACAGUGUCUACUGGCAGAGUUUUACAGUAUUUGACACCAUCCCUCUACUUUGCAUGAUUGACAGAUCCCCAUUCCCUCCUUCUCUGCAGAUAUAUCAGAGUAAAUGUCAUGAAACACCUGCACUGUGGGACAGUGAAAGUUGUGAAUACCAGAGAAAAAAAAGCUCUGAUGGCUCCAGCUGGUUCUUUGCUUAAGGUGAUAAUGUCCCAGGUUAAGCCCAUUAGUCCCCUGCCAGCCUACUUAGACUGCAGCCGGUUUAUGGGGUGUCUGCUCGACUCUGGAAACAUUUGCCCUCACCCUGUGUUGUUUGUGUGCAUGCUUUGGUAGGCUGUUAAACAGCUUCACGUUAAUAAGAGAGGUAAGGUGGCCAAGAAUUAGAAACAUCAUAAAAUGAGUGAUGUAACUGCUGAAGCAUUUAGAGAGGAUGCGUUGAAUACGGCAGCUGUGGUUUGAGCCGGUUUGUGAAUCGUUGUCCGGGCAGAAGGUGACGCAGGACACUUGUCAGCCUUGCCAACUGGCAAACAGUCUUUUUGUGAGCAGGAAUUCACUACUGAGUGUCAAGUAAAUAAUGACCUAAGCCGAGCAGUGCACACCUUUCUGUCUAAGUUCCUGUCCUACGCCUUUGUAUUGUUAUGUGUCUGGUGUUGCUUGAUGAGAAAAACUUUCACAUAAGGUUUUAACAUUUAUAGGAUUGAUAGGAUUUGCGCAAGCCAGACUCUCUUUUAUUUAACUGUUUGUGAAGAUAAAUUAUUGACUUCAUAAGGUAUCCAGAAAAAAGUGAGUAAAAUUAUCAGAUUUUUCCAAAAUACUUUCAAAUAAUUUCUUUCCUCCCAUCCCAAACUGAAACAAAACUGAUAGAAGCAUCAAUUGACUGUGUUUAAUAAUAUUGUACAUGUUUUUUAAGUCCAUUAAAAACUGAUUUGUAAAUAAGUCUCUUUGAGCCAGUCAGACUUUAAUUUAUUGAGUUAAACUUGAUGUCUCUGGUGUACAAAAGUAAGGUAAAGGUUGCAAAUCUGGCAUAGGGAUGUGAGUGUUCAGAGGACUUUAUUAUUGGGUGUUAUUAACUUGGCUGAUCCGCAACAGAAUUACCAGUCAGUUAGAUAAAAAUAUGGAAAUAUAAAUAUUUUUAUAACUGUUGGCCUGAAGUGUCAGCAAUAUACUGUGUCUCCACUCUAGCACAGCCAGCCACCAGUAGAUGGGGCUGGUUAAUGGCUGCUACCAUGCUGCCAUACUAUAACGCUCCACUACCCAGAUAUAAACACGCACAUAUGACUGAUAGCAUGCCGUAGUGUGGUACAGCUUUGGCAGUAUUUUGAUCUAGAAAAUGGAGAUGAAGUUGUAUAAAGACUGUAUCUAGUUAAAGUGCCAUCUAACCACUCAGCCAAGUGGACCAGAGACUGGUGGUGCUAGCUCUGCUGGUGUUGUCCUUUCUUUUGCUAACCAAUCCGACAUUAUUCCCCAGCAGACUCUUACAUUUUGUUGUACUUCUCCAGUGUUUUUUUAAGCCUAAAUGCUCGUUUCCACCAGCCAAAAGUCCUUUGUUAAAUGUCCUAAGUUCAACAUAAUAACGUAAGGAGGAAAAAAAUAUUAUAGGGACAAACAUGUGACCUGCUGUAACACGGGUCGGGUUGUUCCGCUGCCUGCCACCGUGGUUGUUAGGGGCAUUUUUAAAGGCUGUUUUCUGGCUGCUGUUUUCUCCAGGCUAGAAUUAGAGAUAGUGUCUGAGCAGCAUCUCAACAACAAGCUGAGCAGAAGAUAACAGAUGGUGCUCUCCAAGAAUUUCCUGUUGUCAGUGAGGCUGUGUAGUUCCUGAAACUUUUGGACAAGGGGAACAAUGAAAGUCCUUGGGGUUGUUGGUGAACUUUUCCUGCCCAUGUGCUUAUCAGAUGUUUGAAAGUGACUCUCAUGUGAUUAAUGAUAACCCAAAAGUGAGGAAAGUGGCGUGGAAGUUGAGGAUAUCUGGUGCCAGAAAUAUAGUUUUGCAUUCGUGAAUAGUUAUCAUAGUAUCGUAGAUGGAUUAACAUAGAAAUCAUGUGGAAGAAAGAAGCUUGAAUCUCAACUCUACAGACUCUUGCAAGCUUCAAUGUUUUAAUUGACAUUUGAUGUUACAAAUAUGAUUAUUUUGGAUAUAUUUGCUGCCUCAAACAGGAUUCUUGUAAAGCUCUUUGGGUCUUGUGGAUCACAUCAAAGCAUGACUUUGUGUCAAAGACUUACAGUGAACUCCUCAGGGAAAGCUGAACCACUUGAAAUUCUUACUAACCUGACCAGAGAAAUCCGAGUUUAAGGGAUUAACACACUUUUUUUGAUGACUAACAUUGAUGAGUUACACCGUUAGUCAUACGAGACGUACACACUGCAUUACACUCUGCAGUUAAUUCCACGUGACUCUCCCUUCUCCUCAUGCCCCCAUUAAACUCCACAUACUUAAUCAUCAGUUCUGGUCUUGGCAGGUUCAGCGUCUUUGUUUCUGUGUUGUAAUCACCAGUCACAACCUCACGCCCCUGGCUGUGAAAUGGAUUUCCGUCACGAAGCUCAUAACCAUGGUUCCUAUCACAGGUCAGGGAAGCAAACAAAGGCUUCUGACUCAUUGCCAGGAAUUAUUUUCUGUGUUGAUAAUAAGACGUGCGACUCAGUCAGUGCUGCCCCUCCUGUACUCAGACAGCUUGAAACAAAUAUGUGAGUGACAGAGUCCUCUUAUGUAACCAGUAAAUGUUUAUGUGGCAUCCAAAGGUCUUAGUAACUGUGUACUGUUAUGUCUUUUUUUCUUUAAAGGAAUUCGAGAGUAAGUCCUGAACUUCACUUUGUAAUGUCGUCAUUGAAAUAAGAGGCUUUCCUGAAACGUAGUGAUAAUGACAGAAAAGUAAAAAAAAAGCCUUCAAAACAAAUGUAGCUCAAUUUAUACUUAGAAACUAAAUGUUUUUGGCUUGAAGAUUUAUAAUUAAAAUUAAUGGCAGUUAGAUAGCAAGUAGGAAUUGCUUCUAUAUUUCUUAAUAUGUCACAAUAUUUUCAAACAACUGAUGUAGUAUCGUGUUGUAUCGUAUCAUAAUAUCAUUUGAAUCAUAUCGUAUCAUAUCAUAUUAUAUCUUAUCAUAUUAAAUUGUAUUAUAUUGUAUCGAAUCAUAUAUUGUAUCAUUUUACAUCAUAUAUCAUAUCACAUUAUAUCGUAUCAUGUCGUAUUGUAUCAUAUAUUGUAUAAUAUCAUAUAAUAUCAUAUUGUAUCGUAUCAUAUUGUAUCGUAUCAUAUCAUCUAUCAUAUAGUAUCGUACCAUAUCAUAUCAUAUCAUAUAUUAUUGAAUUGUAUCAUAUCAUGUGUCAUAUCAUAUUGUAUCAUAUUGAAUUGUAUCAUAUAUCAUAUCAUUUUGUAUCAUAUCAUAUGUCAUAUCAUAAUGUAUUGUAUCGUAUCGUACCAUAUCAUUUUAUAUCAUAUUGAAUCGUAUCGUAUCAUAUCAUAUCGUAUCAUAUCGUAUCGUAUCGUAUCAUAUCACAUAACAUAUCGUAUCGUAUCAUAUUGAAUUGUAUCAUAUCGUAUACUAUCAUUUCGCAUUAUAUUGUAUGUAUCGUAUCGUAGCUAAUGUCAUUUUGUUUGUUAUAGUAUCAUAUUGAAUCAAUCGUGUUGUAUCUAACAGUAUUGGAUCUUCUUCUCUGAAGAGAGCAGGUCUACCUGCUUCAUAAAAAACUGAUGGCAUGUCUCUUAGGUCUGAGAUGAUGCAGAGAAGCAUGCUGUGGCUGUGACUCGUGGUUAAAGCGAUUUUCAAUCCAGUAACUUUUUACAGUCACUGCUGAUUGUGGCGCUCCUGAAGCUCAGUUAGUUCUGGUUUUCCCUACUCUAAAAAAGCCAUCCCAGUAAUGUUUUCAGCAGUUGUGAGUCAGCAUGAAUCCAACAGUAAAAUAGAGAUAAAUCAAAAGUUUUGUGUCAUAUUGCUGACCUGUUUGUGAACAUGUGUGUUACAGCUCCGAGGUGCACUCUUCACUUUAUGACUGCAGUAUCUACAUAAAACAAGAGAAGAGCACACACUGUCAUAAACACUGAUGACAUGACAGGAAACUUUGCCCUGGGGCUGAUGUCAUUUUCAAGCGAAAGUGUUGAUGCAGCUUCAUCACAUACACUUCAUGAACACACACACAGAUAGUUCCUGCAUUGGCUGUCCUCUAAUUGUUCAAAUACACACAGAAAACACACACACUGUGAAACCGCACUGCAGCACACAUCAUCGGGCCUCAGCGUGCCACAUGAUGACUCUGUGUGACAUGAGGCUGUCAUUUGCUAACCGCGCUGUCUGUUAACAAUUAACUUUGUCACUGUUUGUGGAACCUUCCCCGUAUGGAAAGCCUGCGACUGUUUAGAUUACCCAACAAGUGGUAAAGUUUCUUUCUGCAUCAUCGCAACCGAAUCGUGGUCAAAUUUUACAGUGCAUGAUCUGCUUUUAAUGCAGAAAACAUGUUUUUUGUUUUUGUAUUAGCAUCAAACACUGAUGAAUAUCAGAGAGAUUGUUUCAAGAAAGCAGCUGGAGCGGUCUGUGCAGAAUAAAUGAUGGAAAAUAUGGAUUUAUUUAUCAGGAGAGGCUUUGAUUUACCUGAUUCAUUCAAACUCUCACUCCGUCUGAAUUGCACAAAUGAAAAAAAGAUCAAUUUUACUCACUCAGUAUGACUGCUGGAAAUGAUAGCCGGGGUGAAAAUGGGAUUCAAUUCCUACCACAUGUUACUAAGUGACAUUUUUCUACAAUUGUGGGAUCAUUUGGUGAAGUUUAUCGUCUGUUUUCUUCCCUUCAGCAGCAGUUUAGAAACUACUUUACAUUGUUCAGGACAGCUUUGUUUCCAGUCUCUGAGUCAGCCGAAGAUGACUCUUAUUAGACGCAGGCACACACACACACACACACCCUUGUGCUUGUCUUCAAGAGACUGUCAACUCAUAUUUUGGGAUUAUUUGUUUUUGUUUGAGCAAUUAGGAAUGGAUCGCUGAGUUUGUUUUACGACUACCUGUGGUUCUUUGUGGGCAAAAUGACAAAAAUUAAAGACUUAAGGCUAAAAAAUGUUGGCCUGGUUUUCAAAGCUACUAAUCCAGGCCAGAGAGUAAAGAUAAUUACAAAAUUACAGCUGUCUCUGAGGCUCUUUACAUUAAAGUCAUUACAUCACACUACAUCUGCAGAGUACGUAUGUACAGUUAACUCUAUAGCAGAUUGCGGUUAUGCUUGAAACUUGUAACUCUACCCCGUCUUUACAUUUCCUUACAGUCAGGAAUGUUUGUCCCCGAGUGAGGACUUCAGUCAUGACAUUGUAGCCUACUACUGUGUGUGUGUGAUGAUUCAUGCACUGCUACUCAUGGCUUGACCCUAAGGGGAUAUAACUCACUCACUGUGUGUCUGUUGGGGGUGCGUGAACUUUGGUACACUCUGACACAGCUUAAACAUAAACUCAGAGCACACACACACACACACACGCAUUCUUACUGAGAAGAUUAUGUUGAAUAAUGCGGCUAAACUGUAACCUCCAGUUUUGUAAUUGUCAACAAAUGCCUGACAAACAAGAACCAGUUUUGUUUCCCUCAAAGCAAACCUUUAUUUAAAACUUGUCUUCAUAGAAACUUUGUUGUUUACACAUGCUGAGUGUCUUUUUCUGUCAGAAUAAAGUAAGUAUUGGUACUUUCCCUGGACACACACACUCUCACACAAACACACACUCUCUCAGUUUACCGGAACUGAGUCAGGGACAUAAGGCCGGUUAAAGGCCGUAAAUUAUGAAUUCCACAUUUGAACCACACGACUCAGCUAUUAGUGCUUCAUGGAGCGUGAACUUGUGUGCCUUUGCUCUUUUAAAAGUCCCUGUAAGCUAACCAGGCCGCUUCUCUGACACCAGCAGAUCCCCAUCAAUCUCUGGGUUUCUGGGUUCUGUCCAUGAAGCUGAAAUUUUGGCCAAUCAUAGCUCAUUUAUCUUGGACAAAUUACGAAUAUCUAAUUGAAGUAGGAACUAUUUCAACAUGAGAUAACACCAAUCCAAAGAUAAUACGCCUGAAGCUGAAGCUGUGCAGGUGAUGAAUUGAGCUCAAAGGGAGGUAUCAGCUGAAAAACUUGGUUGACAAGACAAAGAUUAAUCACAGACACUUGAUAUUGAAGGUGUUCAUUAACAUUAAAAUCAUCAUAAAUCUAAUUUUCUUCUCUGUUUUUGUGGAGACAGGUAGUCGUUUAAGCCUAGGGCUGGGUGAUAAACCGAAAAUUUAUGACAAUAACAAAUGUCAUUUUGGCCAUAUCUGUAUAUUCGGUGCCAAAAAAUGAAUAAAAGUUGGUUUUGGAUGUUUGUAGGUAGGCUAUGGUCUCAUGUCCCUUUAAGACGCUGUCCUACGGCUCCUAUGAGGAGAUGGAGGACGGUUCAAAAAUUGCAGCAGCUAGAGCGGCAGCUGAAGUAGACUUCAUCUUUUUUUACAAAGGGCCUUGUCAGUAUUAAAACACUGAGAUUAUGGACUGAUGGAUGUUCCUGAUUUUUGCACACAAAAAAAAAGUAUAUAUAUCAGUCUUCAGCUGAAAUAGUAAAUCUAACUCUUAUUCAGCUGAUAUAGACAUGUCUCAGUUCUUCCAACAUCGUUGUGACUAAAAUAAAUCGUAUCCAGCUGCUGCUGCUGCUCUCCUCUCAUUUAAUGGCUGGAAAAACUCGGUCAAACUCAUAGAUGGAUGUGUGAUAGCAUGACUACACAUGAAGACCAGGGACAAGAUGACAAUUGUUCACAUUUUAGUGCAUUUUUGUUUCAUUUCUAGUAAGGCAUAUUUCCUCCUACAGAUGGCUGCCAUAUGACAGUGACUGUUUUACUGUAGAUGUUCUCUAAUAGAGGAUUUGACUGGUAUUUUCAUCAUAUUUGAGUCAGCCAAAACCAUUCAACCAGGCCUGGAAAUAGCAGGAACAUUUCUGUGAGUGUAAUAAUGGAAAAUUGUUAUCAUAUGUUGCUACAUGUGUCUAUGAAGGUUACACAUACCCACUGGGACAUCUACCUUCCCCCCUGCCUCCUCCACCCCUCACCCUACUGCCUCCCGAGGGUCUCAGAUGUCCACAGAUCUGUGUGUGUUUCUGGUAUGAGGGAUUACAGAGAGGAACCUGCUCACUGUCCAGCGGCUCAAAGAUAAUCUUGAAAAUGAAAGCGAUGUGGACGCAUGUUUUACACGGCAAAAACUGUUUAAUCGGGACAAGCUAUGGCAAGUUAUUGAGCAGAUGUUUUAACAUGAAGCCGACGUUGCGCAGAGAUCUCUGUAAAAGUCCAAGGUUUCAUUGCAAAGGGAAAUUUUGGAGUAAUUCACUGAUUGCUGAGUGAUCAUAAAGUUGUGCUCUUUAUCUAAUCUCAGAAACCAGGCAUCUGAAAAUGUUGCUGCUCUUUGAAUAUUUCACCGUCUCACUAGUAAAACUCUGUAACCUCCGUCUCCCCAGUGUCAUUGUUGCUGGCUUUUAAAAAUGUAAACCUCAAUCGCUGCCCAAGGAAACAGAUCAUUAAUCAAAGGAGACGAGCUUUUGUUGAAUUUGGACUGCGUGCGGACACCCUUCUUUUUCCUUCUUUUUUCCACACUGACAGUUUGACACUUCUGAGAACGGCUUUCUUUUCUCUCUCUCUUUCUCUCUCUUUGGUGAACACAUGGGUCACUGUGUGUUUUUGUGUGUGUCAAUGUUAUCUUUAGGUGACACCAGGCAGCAAGGCAGCCCAAGGUGACCUGUGUCCAGGCGACACCAUCCUGGCUAUCAACGGUGACAGCACAGAGCAGAUGACGCACAUGGAGGCUCAGAACAGGAUCAAAAACUGCACCCAGCAGCUCACACUCAACAUCAGCAGGUAUUUAAACAUGACUCUGCCAUUAUGAGAGCAACAACACAAGAAACAAGAUUUAGCAGGUUUAGAUUUUAUUGACAAGAAAUCUCUUAUGGUCAAGUUUGUUGAAAGUCACUUGAGAGCAACUCCUGUGGACAGUCUGGAUGAAUUUCUGUGUUGCCUUAAAGGGAAAUUCCACUGAAUUUACUCCCUCAAUGAUUUUUCAUUACAGCCUGAUUUCUGACAAAGCGUUAUAUAAAAGCCCCACAAAACCUAAUAAGUAGCCUAAGAUGAUACAGCUUGAAUCAUUAUCAGCAGGAGCAAACAACAAGAGUGAAUAACUGUAAAAUUGCACCGGUAUUUAAGAUGCGCCUGUAGCUCUACAUUUGAUACUUGUGUAUUGGUUACACCUGAGUAUAGGACACAGCUCACUCUGUGUGUCAUAAAAACAGUCUGUAAGCAAAGAGUUAGUUAUCUCACCGGACCUUUAAAGUAGGGCUGGGCGAUAAACCGAAAAUUUAUGACAAUAAUCAACGUUUGUCAUUUUGCCCAUGUCAAUAUAUUCAGUGUAAAAAAUAUAAAUAAAUAAAAGUCGGUUUUGGAUGUGUGCGUAAGUUCAUAACAAAGAAGGAAAGGCAGGUGAGGAGAUGAAGGACGGUUCAAAAGUUGUAGCGGCUGAAGUAGACGAAGUUAAUGUGGGAGGAGGUGAGCAGCUUGUGAAGUAGUUAUCAUCCAUUUAUCAUUAUCAAGUUGAACUGCUCAAUAUAUCGUGAUAUUGAUUUGGGGCUAUAUUACCCAGCCCUAAUCCAAAGCCUGUAAUCGUUCCUACCAGAAUUACACAUCUGCUCUAGAUCUCUUUUGAACCUUUGGUGACAGAGCUGCAUCAUGAGUGUAAAAAACCUCUCAAAUUCUGCUGCACCUCUACUUUUAAAUGUCCACAUAGCAGAUUACAUGCACAUUUUCGUUAAGAUCAAAUUGGACAUUUUGAGAGAAAUCAAUUAAAAUCUAGGUUGAUUAUAGACACUUUCAACACAACCAUGCACAGGGAAAACCAGAAAAUGUGCAUGCAUCAUUCGUAUGUUAGAGUUGAGUUUACUGUAUGUUCACUGACAUUACAUACAUGACUGUUUGGAAUAAUGAGCUCCAGAGAAAUAAGAUAGUAAGAAAUGUCGAACAUUAGUCACAGUCGUUGCUGCUUUGACCCUUAGCGGAGGCCUCUGCUCCUUUUGCUCAUUUAUUGACACGAGUAUAUGACUAAUGUCAUUUACUGCCCCUCGUCCUGGAAAACAUCUUGUUUCUAUUUCUGUUUGGUCUGUUCAGCUUGGCACAGUGGAGUCACUGAGAUGGAUGACAGGUUUACGACACUUUAAAUGAUCGACUCACUGCUCCUAUAGCGCACCAUCAAAGUCAAUGGGGCUUCACAAACAGUGAGUCAGAUAGUAACCUUUACAAAUGGACUUCACAGGUUGAUAUUGGGGAUUUUAUCGUAUCACAAGAUGGAAACUAUUUCAUUACGGUGCGUGAGGAUGGAAUAUCAGACCUUUAGCAGAGGACAGGAAGAGCGUGUUUCUGUCAAUAUGGAAAUCAUCCGUCUGAAGAGUUAAUGAUGGAGAGAGACAGGAGGGAGAGAGUGAGGGUGAUGAGGGAUUACCAAGGAAAAACUGAGAUGUCAGCCGCUUCCCACAUUUCUAUUAGAUGGUUUCUUUGGGUUGCCGGAGAACUGGAAAGUGCGUAUAGAAGCUGGCCUCCUCUGAAUCCUCUCCGAUGAGGAACACUGUGUGGCUUCGGCCUCAGUUACAAGUUGACGAUUGCCAACUGGUGCUUUAGCUCUCUCCUUUUAGGGCAGCAGGCAAUACAGUCUCCCUCCUGUGAUGGUACAGAGUGUGACGCUGACUUAGAUACAGUGGAAAUCCAAGUCCAAAUUCAGCAGGACAGGCUCUUUUUUUCGCUUUCUUUCUUCCUUUCUUCACUGUUUUGUGUUUUAUGUACGCAGUCUAGCGUGCAACAGCCCGCCUUCUUCCUCAGCGUGUACAAGAAAUCAUCUCCCAUAUAUCAAGCAGAGCAGCUGAGCGUUAAGUGGUUUGUCCACAUAGGGAUAGUAAAUUUAUUUAAGGAUACAUAAAGUAGUAUCCAGCUUAAAGACCGGGGGGGAAAUCCUUCUGCAGCUGCAAGAGCAGAGAGGCAGUCCAGCUUUAAACCACUUGCACACUUUUAUCCAUAUUCAGCUCUAAACAGUGACAGUGCUUCAAACAUAGCAGCAUAAACGCAGAUAGGAACAGAUCAAAAUACAUAUGUAUAAACAGAGUCAAAAAAUAGGUACAGAUACUUUGUUGAAACCCUUUCCCCUUUCAUAAUUUCAGUCUAAAACAGCUGCAAGUGGAGUUUGCACACCAUUAUAUGACACCGGAGAGGGCUGCUGAGAUUUCACGAGAAUUAUUUCACAUUAUCGAUUGCAGUCUUACUUUACUCAGCCCUUAACCUUUGUAAUAGGGCUGGGCGAUAAACCUAUUAUUAUUCACGACAAUAACUGACGUCAUCUGGCCCAUAUCUGUAUAUUUAGAGUCAAAAUAAAGAAAUAAAUAAAAGUUGGUUUUGGAUGUAGGUAGGCUAUGGUCUCAUAUCCCUUUAAGAGGCUGUCCUACAUCAGAGACGUGACUCCACCCCAUCCAGUCUGUAACAAAGAGGGAAAGACAGGUGAGGAGAUGGAGGACGGUUCAAAAGUUGUAGCGGCUGAAGUAGACAAAAUUAAUGUGGGAAGGGUCAAGCAGCUUGUGGAGUAGUUAUCGUCCAUUUAGUGUUAUCGAGGUGAACUGCUCAAUAUAUUGUGAUAUUGAUUUGAGGCCAUAUCGCCCAGCCCUAAUUUGUAAUUUUAAAGAGAUCCAGUUUUAUGAUCUGGUUUUAUGGCUCGAAAUGUUGUUAGACAAGAGAGUAGUCAAGAAGGCUUUUCUCCGAUCUAUCAUUGUCUUACCACAUUUCACUGUUUCAUUGAAGUUUCUCUUUUUUAUGUAUCUUCGUGAAAAGUACAUUUAACAAGAGAUACACCACAGGGCAGCGCUGUUAACUUCAUCCAGCUUCUCUAAUUUUAGAUUUCACCUGACAAGAUAGCAGCAGAGGAGAGGCGGGUUAAGACCAGCUGCUGGUAUGCCACCUCUCCAAAGUAUAUUGGUUAGAUAAUUACAGUCUGAACUUUCCUGCUGCUGCUGCCGGACAGGAGGAGAGUAUGGCAGGUUGAAGGGAUAGGCAUGUACCUUUGGCUGCAGAGCACAGAGAUUUAUCAAGCUGUUUGGAAAAGGAGGACAAAAAUAGAGCACCAGGGAGUAAAGCUUUGGAUUAUUUGAUUUGAAGAUAUUUGAAGAUGGAAAACAAAGAAAGGUGUAAACAAAGAGAAGGGGAGUCUACGGGGUAAAGGAAAGAUAUCAGAGGGACCGAGAGGGUAAACUGGAAGUCGAGUAUAGGGGAGUUGUGAAUCAGAGCGCCCAAGUGAGAAAUCCACAUGGGCUCUUCUCUACUUCCAGAGAUGUUUUACAGCCAACAUUUUCUGUCAGCUGCAUUUCUGGAAAGUCACUUACACAGACAACGCCACAGCGCUCAGUUUCUCUCCCUCAGACAGAGGAAAUAUGCCUCCACCACUUUUUAAAAUAAUGUUUGAAUAUUCCUUCUGAACAUUACUGAACAAAAGAUGUAGGGACGUGACUUUGUUUCACAGUGAUCACAGCCUAAUAAGAGAUCAUAUCUUUCACACAUGUUUGCCAAAGCAAUUCCUCUCAGCCUCCAGGCUGAUUAAAAGACAACAUUUACACCUUCUGUGAGGUAGCUUGUUUCCCAGGAAAAAUGCUGCUAAGGAAGUCUUGUUCAUAAACAGCAACAGUCACUAUGUGUGACCAGAUAAACAAAGUACAGCAGUCCACAUAAGACAUUAUCAAACCAAGAGGGAGAGGUCAGACUUAUGUAAGUAUAAAAGUGAACAAUAGAACACAUGACUGAAAAGUAGGGCUGUCCCGAUACGAUAUUGAUAUUAGAUUUUGGUCCGAUAUCAGCCAAAAAACAAAUAUCGAAUUAUACUGGCAUGCAUCUAAAAUCUUCAAUACCAGCACUCUGAUACAAGCAGUCCAUUCCAGACUCCAUUCCGGCAUUUCUAGCUAGCAGCGUCCGGAUCCAUCAUGCAGAGCCCACGUAAUCAUGACAACAGUGUGUACUAACAAAGUAGCAAGGAGUAUUCAUGAUGUCGGCCGUGAGGCAGUAUUUUUCGUUAAAGUCCAAAAAAGACAUUGCAGCUGAGUGCAAAACUUGUCAAGCACAAGUUUGUGCCAAUAUUGGAUCAAUAUCGGUAUUGGCCGAUACUAAAGGCUACAAUAUCGGUAUUGUUUCGGAAGUAAAAAAGUUGUACUCGGGACACCCCUAAUGAAAAGAAACGCUGCAAAGAAAACCAUUAAUAAACUUAUGUGGGUUAGGAGAAAGCUUAGAGUGCUGAGUUAUUAAUUAUCCAGACAAUGGAUAGUACUUAAGAUGAGAUGGAUGAGUACUUAAAAUAAUUACUAGAACAAAUCUGAAAUAUGGGGCUGUGGAUUUAUUAGAAACAUGCAGCUGUGGGCUAAAGGAUGAUAUAAUUGCAACUAUUUGUUCUUGAAUCUAAAACAUCAGGGAUUGUUUUGGAGAACCCAAGUUGACUUAGUAGUAGAAAGUCAUAUUUUACAGGACAAUAGUUCUCACCCCUCAUUAUAAAAAGUACCAGAAAAUGUUCCACUGUCACAAAGUCAUAGUGAGAGAAACAGGAGACCUGUAAUUUUGUGUUGCUGCCGAUAGACAAAUGUAUGAGUCGACACGUCUGCUGUGAACCAAAAUUACAGCACACUGGGCGCAUCCGAGCUUGAGGUCUUGUGGAACACAUGAAUUUUAUUUGCAAAUGUCCCUGCAUUUAUUACUUUCAUAACCCCCAUACUUCAUAUUCCUGCCACAGAGCAGUUUUAAGAGCCCUCUGCAGUGCGGGUUUCUGGUAAGCUGAUGGAAGCUGAAGAAGAAACAAAAAUGCUACAGAAAAGGGUCAGAUGCUGUUGCUGUUUGUGUCAGUUUAUGAGAAUGAAAUACUUGAGUCACUUUGCUUAAAGCUCCUAUGUGGAAUUUUUGACAUUUAUGGUCAAGACUGAAAUUCGUACGAUUUAAAUGAUGAGGUUUUCACAACAAUUAAUACAAUUGUCUUUUUUUUUUUGUUCAAAGUCAAUACUGCAGCAUGUACUGAUUUGCCCACAGGGGGCGCCAAAGUUGGAAAAACACAAAUGUUCCUCAUGGGAGCUUAAAAUGUUUAAAUAAUGAUAGAUUUUAUGAAGCCUGUGAAUUGCAAAAUUUAUUUAUAUUAUGUAACCUGUUUUGCCUAACUUUAAUUGAUUUAUCUUUAUUUUUAGAUACAUUUCAGUAAUACCAGGAAAGGUUCUAUAUUUCAAAUAAAUAAAAAUAUGCACAGGAAAUUUGGCGUAUAUCAGCUGUCGUUUUUGAUAUAUAAAUUGAUAAGGACUGACACAUUUUUCGGUGCGAGCCUCAAGUGGCCAUUUUAGGAACUGCAGUUUUUUUGGACCUUAAUUUUUCUGCUCUUUGUUGAUUUACUGAAUAAAUCUUGAAACAUUUGGAGACUUAUAACUGAAGCUAAGGAGACUAUAGUGUAUGAUCUUGAUCUGAAACCACCACUACAAUUAUUUGAACUAUUGGUCUUUGGUUUUUGAGGCUCAUUUCCUGAACGUUGGUGAAACUUCUCACCUGUGCUAGCGCAGAAUCGAGACAUUACAAUAAAAUUUAAAAAUAAAAGGAAAGAAUAUGUAUGGGAAAAUGAAACAGGAAAGUCUGGGUAGUAGGUAAACAGAAAGAAAACCUCAAUUAGGUCACCACUCCACUGCAGCUUUCCAUUUUCCAUCAGCCGUCUCUGCCGAUGCCGGCCUGUCAGCACUCCACAGCGAGGUCAGACAUCCUUGCUAGUUUUGAGGAUGAUGAAAUGGAGCUGUUUUAGGCUCGCCGGGGAGGAAAAAUGGCAGCCACUCUGGCUUUGGCACACUGUCCAAGUUCAUUGUAAAGUCAGAGGAGCUUGACCAAUAGACAGACUUGGUCCAUAGUGGAGUGUGUCGUGUCUGCUUUCCUCCAACUGUAUAUCCUCAGACCUAAACAGAAACUUUGAAUACAUGAACCAGCUGUGAUGGAAACCUUCUCCUCUUUCAUUCCUAUCCUCCUUCGUUCCUGACUUCGACGUGCCACUCUGCCUUCUACCUCUCGAAACCUGUAUCCCCUCCACCACUUUUUCAUCUUCUAAACCUACUCUUCAUCUGUCUCUUCCAUUUCUUUCACCCUCCUUUUCUCUCCUUCUGCCAGAGCUUACUGGAGAAAGCCGUGCGGUUUCAGAGGCCUCAGUCACAGAUGAUGGUGGUUAUAAUGUGUGUUUCCACCGCUGGUCGAGCUGCUCAGAAACACUCCUGCUGGGGUAGCAAGUAAAAAGUGCUGAGAAAUGAGUCAGGAUGCCAAAGCCGUUAGUGGUCCUCUGACUGUUCUUGUUAUUUAAGACUAUCCGUGACGUAAGGACUGAAAGAAAACAUAGCCAAAAUAGAAAUUUAUGUUGUGAAUAAUAGAGUAGUCUUACGGUAAAUCUAUACCUCAAAAAUACCUCAAAUACGUAACUCCAUCUUUCUUUAACCACAUUACCUGAAUCAACAAACAGUUUUUACUGUAUCAAAUGGCUAACAAAAGUAGGUAGGGUCUGGGACACAGGUCUGUGCAUGGAUUGGCCAAUCCCAAUUCUACCCCUUAGCCCUCAGUUUUGCAUGUUCAUGCCAAGCCAAGGGGUGUCCAAAUUCUUUGUAAGGUCAGGGGACGGGAUACACACCCCUUGAAAUGAAGACAAACAAAGACAAAAUUUUUGCCCGCCAAAACUCACAGAUUUUCGCCGAUAUUUUCAGAAAUAAAAUGCGGGGAAUAAGAUUCGGUUUCACUUCGAAAAUGUUCCGCCAUUUGAAAAGUUCCCCGACUUAUCCUGUAGAUGGCGCAGCGACCUCAUAGUUGAAAACGCUUUUCUUGGGUAGUUGAAAACGUUUUUCUGGUCCAAGUUUGAUCAGUCAAUCUUCCUGUCGGCGUAAAGAGCAGUAGCCUACAGUAUGUACAGUAUAUAAUAUACUGUCGAUAUCUACAGUAUAUAUAUUUUUUAUAACUUAAUUAAAAAAAAAAAAAAAAAAUCCUGAACAAUUGGUAAUCACCCCCCCCAUAAUCGGUAUCAGCAUCGGCCCCCAAAAAUCCAUAUUGGUCGGGCCCUAAUUUUCAUAGCCAUGACACUUUUAGUCCAUAUUUUUUUAUAUAUAUAUUUUUUCUGUUUUAAUCCAAAUUUUUAAUCCUUUGCUUCCCCAUGUAAAUAUUAGCGAUGUUUUGAAUUGUUUGUGUUUUAAAAUCGCACGUUAAGACGAGCUUGCUAACAAGGCUGCUAUUGCAAACAAAAGCUUACAACGGCUAAACGUUACAACAGUAGGUUGUUUUCCGACUCGUUUACCAGUAUUGUUGCAUCAGCCUACGACACAGCCAGCAAGCGGCAAGGCAUGAUGACGUAGCGGGAAUCGAGUUGCGUCUCGUUUCUUAGGGGCGUGUUUUCACCCCUUCCCCUUAAACAGAGGUCCAAAGGGAAGGGGGUAGACAAAGGGGUAAGAAGAAGGGGAAGGGGUAAGAGUGACAACUGGGAUUGGCCCGAAGUUUACAUGAAGGUAAAGAUGUGAUCUGUAGAUAUAUGCACUCGAGGGGAUCAUAGUCUGGAGAGUAAAUUCAUGAUUUAACUCAGGGUAGAAGAUUGAGCUGGAGUCAGAGACAAAGGCCAAGAACAGACAGAGUCAGAGCACUCCGGUGAAGGAUUUGCCCCCGCUGUCUCUCUUUGACUCCAGGACCUGUGACUCACUGCUGAAGAAUUAUGCACGAGGCUUCAUAGGACCAGAGGAACACAGGACUCCAGCUGGGACAAAAGAAAAGAGGAACUUCCCAAAAGCACCGACUCACACCCCUUUCUCUCCUCCUUUAUCCCUCCAUUGCAUCAUUCCUCUAAGGCUCUCCCAAGGCCUCUUUUUUGUGGUGCUCUUAAACGCUACAUCAAUGGACUUUGGGAGUCUGUGUACCAGAAAGAGAGGAAGGGGAAACCACAAACCUCCCUUGAUUUUCCCCCUCUUGCAUUGAUCCUGUCAUCGCCGAGACCCACAAUUCCUAAAGUGACCCUCUAGUCUGGUCCAAUAAUGAGACCUCAAUAACUUCUCUUUAUAGGACACCGUCUGUCUUUACUCUCUGAAUAGGGAGCAUUUAAACUCCUGUUUGUUUAUAAAACAACAAAUGAACUGUUCCACUGGUGUCUGAUGUAUGCUGAGUCUAAAAAAGGUCUGUUUCAGGAGGGUUUGGCAGGGUGAGGCAACCAGGCAAAACUCUCAGUGAACCCUGAAAUGUUCCCCCAUCAGCCGCAUCUUAAUUUGAGGGCACUUGGUUUCUGGGAUGUCUAAUUUGCGCUCCUCUUGUCAUGAACACAGUGAUCCUGUGAAGCCAAAGUAAACUCAUCCACUGCCCUGAAAACCAGAUCUCCACAAUCAGGAAAUUAAAGCUGUCAGGGGAAGGUCAGGGAGGGGAAAAUAUAACAGAAAGAAAGUCGAGGAGAGUGAUUGUGACGACCUGAGACUCCUUUUUUCACCAUUAUCUCCCUUUAUCAAGACUUCUGUGCUCCACAUUGAAAUCUAACAUUGAUGAUUUUAAAGUUGUCCUGCAGAACUGAAUGAAUGAGGAGUACAAUUUUUGUAAACUUUUCUUUUUCUUUCACUUUUCUUUCCAUUCGUCGGUCAUUGAUAAAUGUUGAGCUUUGGGAGAAAAUGAAUGACAACACUUCCCCUCUAUCCUAUUUAUCUUAAUACAGCUGUAUAAAGAGACAGAGAACACAAUAGUCUUCUUCUUAGCAUGGCAGCAAGACACAGGAGGAGAUACUGAAGAGUAGGAGUGGGCAAUAAACCGAAAAUUUACCGAUUCCAAAAUUUACGACAAUAACCGUCAUUUUGCCCACGUCUAUAUAUUUCGGUGUCAAAAAUAAAAUAAAAAAUAAAGUUGAUUUUGGAUGUGUGUAGGUAGGCUAUGGUCUCAUGUCCCUUUAAGACGCUGUCCUAUGUCAGAGAUGUGACUCCACCCCAUCCAGUCCAUAACAAAAAGGGAAAGACAGGUGAGGAGAUGGAGGACGGUUCAAAAGUUGUAGCGGCUGAAGUAGACAAAGUUAAUGUGGGAGGGGGUGAGCAGCUGAUGGUGUAGUUAUCGUUCAUUAAUUGUUAUCGAGGUGAACUGCUCAAUAUAUCGUGAUAUUGAUUUGAGGCCACAUCGCCCAGCCCUAGCUGAAGAGAGAUAAAACUGAAUUUUCAACAGAAGCAUCCACUCUCCUUUGACCUUGCAGGAUAUGAUGAUCUGGUUUAUGUAUUAAGAAGUGGCUGGGUAGUUUUUACGCUCCAAUGAGAUUUAAUCUGGGUAAUUCAAAAGUAGAAGAACUUACAGAGACUAUGUGUGGCAAUUGCUGUCUAUUUUAUACAACCCUACUGAAAUAUCCAGAUUGUAAUUGUCUGUCACACACUGGCUGAACACUGGAGCUCAUUUCUGUACAUAUCCACCUCCUGUGCAGCAUUGUUUCUGUCUUCUCCCUUUACUUUAUACUUGAGAUACAUUCAUACCUUCUCCAUAGUGGGCUCAGGGAACAAAACUUCUCAGUGUCCUCUGCUCAAGAGUCCAAACGGAGCAUGUUUUAAUUUUCAAGAGCCCAGCAGACAUUACUCUUCAGACUGAUCUCUAAUUUAAUGAGAGAAUAGUGAAACACAAACUGGCCUGCCCCUCAUACUUUCCACUGACUUGUCGUCCUUCAUGUUUUCAUCAUUAUGGAUGGAUGGUAAAUUCCAUGUUUUUGUCCUGCACUUUCCAAAAUGUCAAUUCAAAAAGGCCACUUCAGCCCGAACUUUCACAUGCUUCAAUGGGCUGUUUGUGUUGUAACCAUCGAAACCAAACAAUCUGAAAACAUGAAGUCUUUCUGUACAAUGAAGGGGGGGGUCAAAAGGGUCCAUCCUACGCAGUAGCUGUUGCUCAUCCACCAGACACUCGCCGCCUUUUAUGAGAGUCCUUGAUGGCGACACCUCUGUGGCUCAUAUCUGAAGCCUUGCCUCAGCUCUGCCAACGCUCUGCCAGCUGCAGCAUGAUGACCUCACCACUCUGGACGUCAACGCUUCCCACAGACGAGCGGACAGUGGCAGCUCUAAAUAAAAAUAAUGAUAAACUUUAUCUCUGGGACAGCUUUCAAACAAGGGGAGAGGGUCAGAGUGGUUUUUACUUUACAUACAGAGCGGAUAAUUAAAAAAAACAGGCAAAUGAAAAAAGUGCAAAUAUCAACGAUCAAACUUCUAGCAAAGAAAACCGGCACCUAAAGGAAAGAAUAGGGAAUGCUGGGAACUAUAGGAAUAGAUAUGAGAGGUGGGUUUGUGAGUGGGUGAGGAAAAACACACACCCUCAAAGCCACACACACUGUUGCUCUUUUGGAUGUCCUGGUGUUACUCUUUUUAUGAGCUGCUGGAUGCUUUCUCACAUUACAGCCUCCACCAUGGCAACUGAAACAGACCAACCAGAGGAACAAAAGAAUCCACUUUAGAUCACUACAAAAUGACGUGCGAACUACUUCAGUGUCUAACUUGUUAAUCAAAAAGGAAUGCAGAUGAUACUUUGCUAUUAAUUAGGAUGCAAUGGUUUGUUAUUGUCGUGACUCAUCCAAAUCAAUUACAGAAUUUGUUUCAGAUGAGUCUAAUUUCAGUAAUUAGACGUUUAGUUUGUUGUCCAUGUUGCAACCAGACGUUUUCUGGAGUUGAGUUGUUGAGAGCUGCUCAUGCAAAAUACUGAAUAGGGGGUAAACAAAACACAGCAAAACACGUGGCAGCUAAUGCAACACCAUCAAAAUCUCAACUGACAGUUCAUCAUAGCCUCUAGCUAACACGUUAUGCUGGCUCUUGUUGAUGUUUUGAUAGAAAGAAGCUGAAAAGAUGCAUGUUUAACUUUCCACCUACUGCAGCUAAAGGGGGCAUGCUUCUGUCCGGGGUUUUUUUGCCCAGUGCUUGUAAACCAGGUCAAGUCCAGUGAAAUCCUAUUGCCUAAGCUCAACUUAAAUGAGUGUGUGAACAUACUGACAUACUAUCAGACAUAGGGCUGGGCGAUAUGGCCUCAAAUCAAUAUCACGAUACACUGAGCAGUUCACCUCGAUGACGAUAAAUCGACGAUAACUACUCCACAAGCUGCACCAUUGGUAUUGGUGAAUUUUCGGUUUAUCGCCCAACCCUAUUACAAAGAUUAAGUAAUGCUGAAAUCAAUAAUGUGUAGGGCUGCACCUAACGAUUAUUUUCCUACCGAUUAAUCUAAUGAUUAUUUUUUGGAUUAGUCGACUAAUCUAUCGACUAAUUUAUCGAUUAUUCUAACGAUUAUUUUUUAUCAACUGAUUAACAUAAAAUGAAUUUAACCAAAUAGCAAGUAAAAAAGUGUCCUAUUAGUAUUUAAUUCAAUGAUUUAAUCAAGAAUCUCUUCAUCCAAAAUCAGCUUUUAUUUCUUUAUUUUUUUGACACUGAAUAUACAGAUAUGGGCAAAAUGACGUCAGUUCUUAUCAUAAAUUACAGUAUCGGUAAAUUUUUCGGUUUAUCGCCCAGCCCUAUUCAGACUUAUCGUUUGUUAAAGCACCACUAUCAGUCUCAGACAGUGAAGCCAUCUGGGAUUAGCAGGAACAUUUCUUCAGCCUAAGAAAUCGUUAUUUACUGUCCUAGUUUUAAAAAGAGCAUGUACUUUUCCAUCUUUUCAAGAGAAGAUAAAUCACAUAGAUCUCAGCUCUUGUAUACACACAGUAGACCCAGCGCUGCUAUAAAUACUGUAUGUUAUCUUUGUUGCCAGUCAUUCUCUUCUCUUUAAGUAGAUGCAACUGGAGUCAAUUACUUAUAACCUAAACAGGAGGGGGAAAGCCUCAGAUAGCGGUAAUUCAGUUAUCAAGAGUUUUGAAACAUCACUGGGUCAAAAUACUUUGGGGUUUAUCCAAAAGUGGAAUAAUUCAUGCGAUGGAGUUAUGAUGUGUUGAUGACUUUAUCUUUAUACAAGUGGGAGGACAGAGUGAAGCCUAAUCCCAUUCCUAAAGUGAGAACCUGCCAAAUGUCUACAUAUAUUUAUAUGUGUUCACUCUCACAAAGCUCGUAGUAAAGUCUGUGAUUUCUUACGUGCAGUUAUGUGGGUGUUUUGGCAUGUAUAGGAGACAGCAGUUAGUAUGAUAUCAUUUGAAAGUCGUCAUCUUUUCCAGCUCAGAGUUAUUCUUUAAGGAUUAAUGUAAACCUUGUCUGUCAUUUCACCCUUUUUUUUAAGUUUCUUUUUGAACAUUCACAUACAGAAACAAUGAAAUGUUAUACUCGCAAUCUCCUGUGGGAAACCUGUCAGCCAAAACGUUUCAUGCCUCUCAGCAGAAAUGGUUUCAUGCCCCGAUGCCUUCGUGUUUGAAUGCGCAGGAUUGAUCUGACUCUCUCUGUCUUUCUCCCAUGGGUGUUGUCUUUCAGGUCAGGAUCAGGAGACAGAGUGUGGUCGCCUACAGUCAGUGAAGAUGGCAAGACAAGCCCUUACAUGGAGCCUGACUCGCAGGUAACCACUGUUUGUACUGGAUUUACCACAGCACAAGUCACACACUGCUUCAUAGACUCAAAUUCGCACCCACUGGGACGCUGUCAGAACUGAUCCGAACCUGAUUUCCUUCGCAGAGGUUUAGAGCUUGGAGGGUUUUUUUUUUUUUUUUUCAGCCCCAGGCUGGAAAAAUAGUCUUAAAGUUACUCACCAGGCCGCAAAUGAGAGAAAGGACUAAUCAGUGAAGCCUUUGGUUUGCUCUUGGAAAUCCAUGUCUGACUCUGGUCAAGUGGCGAGACAAGCAUGUCGUAGAAAUACAAACAAAAAGGAACAGCAGUGGAUUUAUGUGGGUGUGUGCUCAUCAGAUAGAGUUGUAAAAUGGGAGUGGUCGUUAGUUCAUUUAGUUUCUAUUUAAAUUGGACUAUGAAUGAUAUCCAAAAAAGUAACUUCAAAACUUUUAAACUUCCAAAUUAUGUACUGAUCCUACAGAUUUAUGUAAUUAUUAUUAGUUAGUCACCUGAGAGUUUUUUUUUCUCCUUUUAGCAAAGCAUGACAGGGAGAUUAAUAAAAAAAAAUAUGUAGAGAUGCAGAACAGAGGCACAAAACAGGCACACACACACCAAAUGCUAGAUUAGGGCUGGGCAAUAAAACAAUUAUGAUAUAUAUCAAAAAUUAAUUUCCCUCGAUAUCGAUAUGAAACAUGGUUAAUAUGCUUUUUGAUAGCUGGCAUUCUGCCAUGUUUUGGUAGACUCAGUCCGAUUCUCUAGCACAACACCUUAUGACAAAACAUUGAAGAGACACAAAGACCUCACAGAUGCAGUAGCUAAUUGUAUUGCAAAAGACAUGCUACCAACAAGCACUGUUAAAUUUCAUUUAAGAGUAACAUAUUUAAGAGUGAUUAUAAGUGAUUAUUUUAUACCGUGAGAUAUAUAUAUAUAUAUAUAUAUAUAUAUAUAUAUAUAUAUAUAUAUAUAUAUAUAUCGUUAUAAACGUGUUCCUAUAUCGCCCAGCCCUAGCAUAGAUGUAGCUUUUCUGCUCUGCCUGUUCUGCAGUGAUCUCUCAGUGGUCCGCCUCUGUCUCUGUUAAUACCUCUGAUGCCCGCUCUGUGCUUGGACAGAUUGGUUCCACCAUAAUGCUUCUGUCACUGUCUGAGGGAGCCUUUUAAGAGUGGAGCAAUGUGCUAAAUAUAACUGCAUUUCCAUUUAGCAAUAAAUGGUGAAAUCGAUUUUGAAACUGUUACUUAGAAAACCGAGCCAGCAUUCGUUUUGGUGAGCUUCAGCAGCACAUCAGCUCAUCCCAGCACCAGCCCAUGAUCAGCUGGCAGCUCAGCUAAUGACCUCUGUGUAUCCAAUUGGCAAAUCUCAAGUAUCACAUGCAGGAUUUGUCAGCUUCCAUAAAUUCUGUUCCCUGACUCGUUUAUUGUUCCCGCAUGAUUAAUUAAGUCAUUGACUCAGCGGCCGCUUUCUCUGCUCUGCUUGAUGUUAAACUCCAUUAGAUCUGCUUUUGAUUUACGUCCUCUGCUACCUACAACAUCAGCUUCCAGAAAGGAUCAUUCAUAUCAGGGGUCACUUGUUUGAAAGUAUGAAACUGGAGUCCUCUCAGCCUGUUUGUGCCAUAAACAGAAUCUAUGGAAACAGACACAACACUUGAUCCAUAAAUUACAUGAACACCAUUGUUCGCAUGAUUAAAAAUGAGAUAAUGGGUCCCACUGUGCACUGGAAUGGGUUAUGAAAUAGUAUCUUGAUUGUUCUCCAGUCGUACCAGCUGCCAAAACGGACAUUUGAGGCUCAAUGAUCUCUGGCGGAUGAUCUUUUUCCAAGUUUUUCCAGUGCUGGCAGGCCCUCAGGUUUCCGAGCACUCAGAGAAUAAGAGGUGUUUGUGUGUUCGAGUGCACAUAUGCUGUGAGUGCGGAGACCGUGUGACUAAAAAAAAAAGACAGACAAUGGGCAUAUUGUGGCUCUGAAAUGUGAGUGUCCAUUUGUCAAGUAUUGUGUCGUGGUAGUUAUGGAGCCAGGACUGGUCUGUUGAUCUCUGUCUGAAGGAGAAGAAGUGAAAUGUAUCUGUUCAGUCAUCCAUUAAAGUUCGACACCUUGCUGAAAAGUUUCGUUAUGAAUAACUUAGCAAAGUGAAAGUAAGUUUAGCUGUUUGUGGACGAAGGAUAAGAAUUCCCAUAUUGUGAUAUUUCUAGCAGAUGUGACGAAUAUGAGCUUCCAAAAGGACUUUUAUUUUGAAGUUAUCAGUUAGUACAUUUCAAACUGUGGCCGCAGACAUGUUUCUGAUUGGCUGUUAGGGGACCACUGGAAUAGUACUGGAGGGAAUUUCAAAUGGUUAGACUUUUGCUGCGUUCCAGUUACCUCAGAAGUUGAAGCUGGGAAUGGCGUUACACCAGAGUUGACGGCAUUCCAGUAAACAAGUCAGAAAACCAAGAUGGACAUCUACUCAUAGCCGUUGUUAGCUGUUGUUGGCAACUGUCAGCUGUUGUUAGCCGUUUCAGUUGUUGUUAGCGGUUGUCAGCUGUUGUUAGCCAUUGUCAGUUGUUGUUAGCGGUUGUCAGCAGCGGUUGUCAGCUAUUCCAGUUGUAAACAACGCUUAACAGAGUACAACAUGUACCACUUAUUUAAUUUCACAAAAACAAAACAGAAGUGCUAAUAAUUAAUACAUUACGAGAGCUUUCACUGUUACUCUUUACUGUUGAUGCACUGCGCUGCCAUCUGGGGUUAUGAUGUUGUCGUCGAGUCGGAGUUGGUGAGGAUCAUCCGACUUUCCGAGUUGGAAAUCCGACUUUAGGGGAGUGUUCCAGAUGAAUUUCCGACUUGGAGCUCGGAAAUCCCGACUUCUGAGUACAACUGGAACGCAGCAUUAUUCUGAGACAUCACAUGGGAUAUACCAGCUUUUUUAUCUGAUAGUUCACAAAAAGGCUUUUACCAACUUUGGUGAUAGCUAAAUAUCCAUGGCAUCUAGUUCAGAUAUUUAAUGUCUAAGAAGAGCAAUUGCAGGCACCCUUUCCAACCAUAAUGGGGCACCAGUCAUAGAUGGGUCAACAUUUUCAGUCUUCACUAUGUGGUUAUUGGAGAUACACCACUUUAAACUUAGACUUCAUGACACCAACAGUAAGAUAGUAUCCAUCUGUAGCAGCUUAGGGGUAUUUUUCUGAAGACUGAAAUGAUAAAGAUGUGAUAUGACCGUUCAAUUUGUGUGUUGAAACGGAUUUAAGAGCCUGUAAGCAAGCAAGCCUUAGAAGUCCAGCCAACUCUGCUGCUGUAGUCUCCAUCUCCACAUCUCAGCACCAUCUCAGGUCUUGCUUUGAUUAACAUGAGGAAAUACCAAACCUGAGUGAGAGGAACCUUCAGCCAAAACUGUUUAUACAAACACGGACAUGCGUGACAGCGGGGCUUUGCGUGUGGGUAACAGGAGAGGAGCAAACCCGUCUCACAUGAUCUUUUCCAUCACUCUGUGCAUCUCUCUAACUUCCUACCCAGGUUCCCUCCCAACUCAUUUCAGUCCAGAAAUGUUCCCUGGUGUCUCUUUUAAUGAAGUGAACCUGGACGGCUGGAAACUGCCAAGUCAUGGCGUCUUUACGUUCACGCUCAGGUGGAUUCUUCUUGGAAUGAAAAGAGGAAACAUCCGCUCUCUGGAGCCACAUAAAAAGACCGUGGCUCUCUUUUUGUGUCCUGCUGUAUUGGGAUACGCUGAAGCACUAAAAUACAGUUCUGUAGAAACAUCGGCAACAAUAUAUGCACAGAGGGCCCGUCCUCAUACCAGCUGAACUAAGUCCAAACUGAACUGUGUGAGACUGUUGGCCCACAGUCAGUCCAGUGAUGAGCCAGUUUGGACAGCAUGAGCUAAAAUUAACUGAAUCGAAUCGCUGGAUCGGGAUGACGGCCACUUUCCUGAUUGUGUUGGCAGAGAUUUGAAGCAAUAUGUCAAUCGUCAAGACCUACCUAUUGGACAUGACCAAGGACGUAAGGACUUGGGCUGCGAAACAAGAUCUGAAACCAAGGAGGCAAGAUUCGAUUUAACAAAACAAAUCUCGCCCAUUUCCCUGACUUUUUCGGGAAUUCGUUGGUAUUUUCCUACGCACUUUGACUAGAUUAAAUCAGAAAUGUUAAACAGGGAUAUCAGAGAGAAAGUGAAAACCUUUAACAGCUCCAGUGUAGUCAACCAGUGACAGCACUCCUCAGGACAUUCUGGAUUGAACAUUUCCCCUUUUAACUCAUGGACCCUUUGUUCUUGACUGAAUGACUUUAUUGGAAUUUCCAGCCACACUGGUGGGAAUUAGAUAUUAAGCAGGACGUGACACGUGGAAGCUAUGAAGUGUUUCCUUUCACCUUGGGAACAUGGUAGAGUCUCAUAAAAGCCGAUGAGGAAAUGCUGUAUUUUUGGAUUUAGGAAAGGCAUGAGUCAAUGUGGUCUUGUUGUUUCAGAGGCUUUUUCAGAGAUUAUUGUAUCAGUUUGGAAUUCACCAGUGAAAUUUAGUGUGUGUUUCCAAACAAACUAUGCUCAUUUCUGUCCACAUAUCACAGGAUGUCAACCACCAAUCCCCGAAUUAGAUUUUGAUAAACAAAAUAGGCAGGGUCGAAAUGAUGAGGAGGUAACAUAGGAGAAAAAAAUCAGCAAAAAGUGUUUGUGUUGGUUUAACAUCCGAAUUUUUGCUCAGCACCAGGAAUAAGUGGCUCCUGUGUUGAAAUGAUAUUUACUGGAAACAAGAUUCACACUGAUCAACCUUUAAUGGUAUAUGAGGAGACGAAGGCAGAAAAGUUCGACUUGGCACUUUUGCUCAGUCCAAAUUAUCUUUUUUAUUUGCAGAAAUUGUCAGAACAUUGUUAAAUCUUGAUCACCUUGCCCACAACACUACAUCUCCCUUCAGCCUUCCCUGUGUCUAAUGAAUCUGUAUUCAUUAUAUAAAUAUUAUUAUUAUUAACACAAAUUUUCUUGUCAUUAAAACUGAAAUUUACAUUAUGUUUGAUGAGCCCAAAGACUGAUGAAAACAGACAAAAUUAUCUCGCAUUGCUUAACACAGGAUCACAGGAUGCUUGCAGCUUUCCCUUACUUUCCAAUCCAUCCGAUAUAAAGGUUAUCUGCUAUUUUUAUCAAUGGUUUUCAAGCGUGAGCAAACUAUCAAGUUAGCAAAUUAUCACUUCAAGAUGGUUUAGGUUUUGUGAGAUGUUUUUGGAUGAAGAAAAUGUCUUAAUGGCUUUCGUAAAGAUACCGUUACCAACUUCUAUAUCUCAUCAUCUCAGCAGUAUCUUAAAUUGGAACCUUUUUCCAACAGCUCGAGAGUGAAAAUGUCUUUCCGCCUCGUAAAUGGUCUCAUUGUACAUCUGUUGGCCCCACAUUUGGAACACUGUCAUGCAGAAGUAAAGUUAUACCAGCAGUUACUGACAUGGACCCAGGUUUUCAAAAUUCCUUCCCUUGAGUUAUGCAGUGGCAGCUUCAAGUAGGUGGGAAUGGCCUAUUUGUCAAUGCUAAAGCCAAAUCGUACUUUUUGGCAGGCAGCAUCAGAUUGCCUUUCAUUGCCCUUAUACCCUAUUAUUACUGUGAUAGCUAUUGUGGCUGUGCACUUCGGCCUUGUGGAAAGAAUGAGGCUUCACAAUGCGGAAGCUGAGAGAUCUAGAUCACACGUCACUGAGGUCUCUAGUCUCGGUCCGGGAUCUGGCAGCUGAAGGCAAACUCUCCAGGCUAACAUUAAUAGGAGCUGACAGACAGAGUCCUUGCAUGACUUGCAGUCUGUAAUUCUUUCACAGCUUGGAACCAAAUUUUACCUCAGAUAAAAAUAAAAAAUCGAUGCAUGAUAUCGCUCUGUUUUAUGAAUGGAAAAAGGGAAACUUCUUUCCAAUAUCUGUCAUUAAGAUCGUUUGCCUUUCAGAUGCAGGAGUUUAAAACAUAGAGUCGAGUUAAAGAUAGAGUUCUGGAGUUGUUAAAUGUGUCAGAGAUCUAUAUUUAAAUGGAGAAACAAUAAAUAAAUAGUGAACUAGGCAGUUAGAAUGAUAGAUUUUGUACAAAAGACUCAUAAACAUUUAUACCGCAGUGAUCCUGAAUGCGUUAAACAAUGCAGAGCCAUUAAAGGGUUUAAACUAUUGCCCAAAGUUGCCAAAAUAUGUCUUCUGGGUCUCCUGCCAUUUAAUCCCCUGCCAAGGAAUCUGAGAGUAUUUGAGCAUUGCUGGGAAGUCUUUUUAACAACUUCACAUUCAUUCACACAGCGGGCCUUUUAGAUAACAGACCUGUGACCCCACUUAUUUGGUUGUUUGUGUUCACUAAUCAGCCAGUAAUCCUCAGAAAUGUCCAAAUUGGUCUCUUGGUUUUCCCAAUAGAGCCCCCCCCCAGUCCCUCACUCUGUUGGCUGUCAGCAUGCUCAGAAGAGACGGGGUCAUUGAGAGCAGUCUCUGCCGGGGUAACAGAGUCUGGAAAAUCUACAGCUGGGAGAUAUUUUGUUUUUAACCAUCUAUCAAUCAUUUUUUUCACCAUCUCUGGUCACCUUAAACCAAUAAAGAUAAAAACUUGGUUAAUUUAGAAAUAGGGCUAUUAGAGUAACACCAGAAAGAGUCAAGAAAACACAAUAUUAAAUAAAUGGUUCAGCUGGAAGUGGUCACAAGACGCUGUAUGCAUAAAUGCAACCAGAACCCACCACUAUAGUUUGUUGAUGUAACCUCAAUUUGAGCCGAACUGCCGUGUCCCUAAGUAUGCUUGUCUGGGCCACACUUUUAAUUGUGGUGCACAGGAGAGUUUGCAUGUGGUUGUAGGGAGUAGGGCUGGGGGAUAUGGCCUCAAAUCAAUAUCACAGUAUAUUGAGCAGUUCACCUCGAUAACGAUAAAUGGAUGGUUACUACUCCACAAGCUGCUCAACCCCUCCCACAUUAAUUUCGUCUACUUCAGCCGCCGCUCCAGCCGCAACAACUUUUGAACCGUCCUCCAUCUCCUCACAUGACUGGAUGGGGUGGAGUCACAUAGAACAGCGUCUUAAAGAGACACGAUACUAUAGCCUACCUACACACAUCCAAAGCCAACUUUUAUUUAUUCAUUAGUUUUUGACACCGAAUUUACCGAUAUGGACAAAAUGAUGUUUGUUGUUGUCGUAAAUUUCGGUAUCGGUAAAUUUUUGGUUUAUCGCCUAGCCCUAGUAGUGAUUGGGCGAUGGUCAUGGCAGUCCACGUCCAUGACAAAGCUUCAUCUAGCAUGUUCCUUUGGGUAAAUUAUAGUAACGCAACAAAAUGCAUCUUUCUGCAGGUUAAACUGUUAUACUGGUUGCGCCAGUGCAUCAGAUGCUGCCCACUUUUAGAUAUGAAAAUCGUUUGUAAGAGUGUGUCAAUUAUGGGCAUGUGACAAAAAAAUGACUUGUAUUGACGUCAGUUAUUAGAUUGUAUAAUUUAGCUAAUUGAAUACAACCUGUACCUGAUAAAUAAAUCUUUAGAAGCCCAAAAUUGAAGUUUUUCCUCUCCUCUUUAUUAACACAAACAGUACUGGCUCUACAACAGACUGUAUCUGCAGAUGUAGGUCGAUAAAUACUAACUGGCAUGAUCAUGCAUGGUUAAAAAUGUUAGUUACUCCUUGGCUGUGCUCAUACUCUGAAGGUGUUAGCUAGCUUUCACCCACAUGUCUCUCUUUAUUGAAGUUGAAACUUUUGUUGCCCUUUUUUAUUGUUCAUGCUUUGAAUUAAAUUGCUUUCACCUGAAACAUUCAGCUGCAGUUGGCUGCAUCACAAAGACUUUGAUUCAAUCCUCUAGUGAUUUGGUUCAACCACUUUGAAUGUAAGAGUUUUUUUAAUGGCUUUAUUUGAUAAAGGGAAUAGAUGAAACAUUUAACAUUUUCGCUAGAGUCUGAUGCUACUCUGAUCUUUCUCAGGCAGGGAAAUGGUCUGAACCCCUGAAACCUCCACUGCUCUCUGUUCCCCUCAUCCCAGCUCCCUGCUAGCUUGUCUGUCUGUCUCACAGAGAGGCACCCAGAGCCCCGCCCGGGGAGCGUAAAGGGCUGGUUUGUGUUUGGUUAGCAGUGCACAGCGCCAUGUGAAAAGGUUAAUUUCAAAAGGUCCCGGGGGAUUAAAGCUUGCAGGAGGCAGAAAAAAAAAAGAAUUAAAUUUGUGUACGGUGAGGCAGGCAAGCUGAGGUCUUGAUCCUUAGUUAAAAACGGGCAUAUGAUUUCAAUUAAAGCCCCCCUCCACCUUCUUCCUCUUCUCCAUCUGUCUACCCCUGUUUGACCAAACCUUGGCUGUGGCCUGAGGAACCAGAGCUGGAAUCGGAGUCUAAAACUAUUCAAGCUCCAAUUAAUCAGUGAAACUUUUAGCCAGGUUGAUAAUUGAAGGAACUUCAGAAAUCUCAACUUUUUCUUCUUUUUAUCUUUUUCUGCUUAACUAUUAGGCAAGCUCUGUUACCAUUGUAAAACGGGUUGGUGAAAACAGAAUUUAUGUGCACGCAGGAGGAGACAAUGCUGGUUCCCAUCAAUAGUUACUACUUUUGGUGCUUUUCCCCCCUCAUCUUUUUAUUCCCUCUUUCAAAGGUUUCUCUUCCUCCUCUCAGCUCGCAGGAAUGCAGUCAAGACUUGGAAAUAAAAGAGAAAGUAGCAGAUCUCAAGAGGGGGAAAUUAGGAAACAGAUGAUCUCACGGAUGGCCUUUUUCAACAGCUUUGUUGUGUUGAGUUUCUGUCAGAGAUAGACUGAAGCUGCUCAUGUUAACUUUAAACUGUUUUGACUACAUUGGAAAAACAAGAUAAGGUUACCAGGAGGGAAUUGGAGCGAUAAGGCAUUCACCAUAUAAACUUGACUGAGAAUCUCCUUUAAAGCUGUGUGUGGAUCAAACAUGGAUAGUAUGAAUAAAUCUUUUUAAUGAGGCAGUUUUGAACAGCUGAUUUCGAGAUAAAAGGAAAACCCAGGAAGCCUUACCUUUAGAUAAACAUGAAAGCACUUACAGGCCCUGAAUGUUACCAAACUGGCAUUUUUAUAAGGCAGGCACCAGAUGUGCAGCCAUAUAAAUCUGCCGUCCACUAAAAGAGAAUAUCCCCACAAUAGACAAGCAAGCUCUGAGGCAGGAGUGAAUAAGACAGACAGGUGUAGAGGUUCUGGAGGAGGCACGCAUCUUUUCAUGCAUCAGUGUGAAGGUGAAAGUGUGUGAACUCAGUAAUUCACAAAGACAAUGUUGUACAGUAUUGAUAAAUUCAUUCAGGUGCAAACUACAAUAAAAGUGCGUUAGUGUUCAUAGGGCUUUAAAGUCCUAGACGACUGUUUAACUUAUUGGUUUAUACGUGCAGAGUCGACCAAAGUUCUGAUUGGUUGACUCAAAUUUUUUCUGCAUCAAUUUACAGUCAGGUGGAACGUACCAAGUGCUAUUUUCGGAUGUUUCAGAGCACUGGAGUCCCACUGGAGACAGGAAGAUUGAAGAGUGUCUACAUUAAUCAACGUCUGAUGUUUUGCUGAAUGUUUAUUUCUGUUUUGAGCGUUUCAACUUUCAUUUAAGUCCUCCUCUACCAUCCAUGUCGAAGACAUCAGCCGCGCUCUGCCGAGCCGCAUCGUCCCUCGCCGGGGUUUGCCGUCAGAGUCUCAAAAAAAUCUCUCCUUUCCCAUUAGUCAAUUUUUGGGCGAAACUUUCAGGGUUUAAGUCGACCAAGGGUUCUUUGGUUGAUUACAGCCCUACAUAACACAAAAUGUGUUGACCUCAAUGGGGGGCUCCAAGGUGGCUCAAUACCCUGCUGGAAAGAACUCAGGAGCCUCUCUGCGCGGAGUUUGCAUAUUCUUCCUGCAUGAAUAGGUUCUCCCUGUUAGGGCUGGGUGAUAUGGCCUCAAUUAAAUAUCACGAUAUAUUGAGCAGUUCAACUCAAUGACGAUAAAUAGACGAUAACUACUCUACAAGCUGCUCACCCCUUUCCACAUUAACUUCGUCUACUUCAGCCACAACAACUUUUGAAACGUCCUCCAUCUCCUCACCUGUCUUUUCCACUUUGUUACGGACUGGAUUGGGUGGAGUCACAUCUCUGACGUAGGACAGUGUCUUAUUGGGACAUGAGACCAUAGCCUACCUACACACAUCUAAAACCAACUUUUAUUUAUGUAUUUGACACGGGACAUGGUAUUUGACAUGGGCAAACUGACUUUGGUUAUUGUUGUAAAUUUCGGUAUCAGUAAAUUUUCGGUUUCUCGCUCAGCCCUACUUUAGAUUAGACUUCAGAUUACUCAUGGGUGCCAGUAUGUGGUUUUUCACUCUGUGUCAGCCUUGACUGGCACCCUCACCCAGCUGUAUCCCUCCUGCUCCAGCCCCCCCUUUGAUGGAUGGAUCUUAGAGAGGAUCUUCCUGCAGACUGACUUGACAAACUGUUGGCUUGUGAGGUAUUUGUGCCUAAAAACAAUACGUACUUCCCCUUCAUAAAGAGCACCAUUGAUUUGUCGUGGCUCUCCUGUAACAUAGCCAAACUUGUGCACGACUUAUGCAGCUGUACUCCUCUGUAAACACACUCUAUGCAGCGGUAGUGCUACUUCAACUCGAUCGUAUCAGACUCUGAGUACUUUUUCCUGUCUGUGUGCGCCCACAUUAAAUCAAGGUUGCCCUGAAUUGACCUCCUCUAGUUCCUACCUGUUAAAGGAUCUUUUCUUCGGAGUGUUUUCUCAUCUGAAUCGAAUGCGUAAGCAUAAAGGAUUGGUGCUUAAUCUUUUCUUCAGGGCAAUUUCCUAUCCAGCUCACAAAGCCAAACAAGAAAAGGAUUUCACGGGGAACAUUUUAUCCUAUAUCUUUCUUUACAUACAGUAUAUCACAAAUAUGUUAGCGUGUGAUUAUCAGCGGUCCUGUUCGUACAGACGCUGAUGUUUUAAACGGUCAUGCCACUGCAGUAGUGAGCAACAUAAUACACUCUUGGGAUUUUCUACACUCGCCUCCUUUUAUUCCCUGAAUACAGGCAUGAAUAAACUCAGUCAUACAGUUAUUGUGCUGAUUGUUAUCUGCAGAUUUCCCUUUUGUCAAGCAGUGACAAAUGAAUGGAUUCUUAUUGAAACCAAAGAGACAUGUUGGGACUGUGACUUGACCUGAGAAACCUCACCUGUCUGGUCUUGCUUGUUCUCAGGAUAUGAAAGCGGUAUGAUGAAUUAAAAUGAAAGUUCAAAAGUUCAGUAAAAGAACAACAGAGUUAAAACACCUCACCUGAAAUUAAAAUAUAUUGAAAAGUUGAGGUCAAAGGACCUUCUGAUUAGAAUCACAUGAGGUCGACCAUCUGUGCAAAUAAAGCUAAAGAUAAAGAGUAAGAUGUGGUUCUUCGUUGGUCCCUGUGGUGAGCACCAGGCUUCAGAGUGUCUGGGUUACUUGGAGAUGGAGCCGCAGAGAGCUGGGUGUUUCUGACAUCCUGCCCAAACUGGGUUUGGCUCUGUAAGAGCAGCGGUAUUAAACACAUGCGUCUCCAAACUUUAACCAUUAACGGCUAACUGUUGGCAUUUUGUUCAGAGGGUUUCAGGAUUCAUCCAUCUUCACCGUCCGAGGUUUUUGGGGCGAGUAGGAAGAGAUGGUUUUAAAUUUCCCGAGAGUCAUCCGUCUUAGCUGCAGGAGGAGGGCAACAGCAGAGCGCUCCUCCAAGUUCAAGAUGUGGGCUUGUUGGUGUAGAGGAGAGCCAGCUGAAAAGUGCUGAUUACAGGAGAGUGUGUGUGUGUGUGCGUGUGUGUUUAUGUAUGUGUGUGUGGUCCAGGCGAGGGGCCGAGGAAAGGAUGACAUCCAGCAGACCCAUCUGUUGAAAUGACAGGGGUCCUGUCUGGAGAAGCUGUGAACCUCAACCCCCUGCGGCUCAGGCACUUGAAACCCAAAACACACACACGUACGCACGCCCAAGAUUUCAUUCCAGUGGCUCCUUAUUCAACAGUCCGACCGUCCCCCCCAUCCCACAGCAUUUUUCAACUUGUAAACAAGUCACUUUGUCUUCACUGAAAUGUUUAUAGUCUGGAGUUUUGAUAGUGUGCAGCCCUGUUUGGUCACUCAAAACCGCUGGCUAUCUGUAAAACUCGAAGCACUUUGAGAGGCGGUGACAUCAUCAUGCAAUAAAACGUUAUCUGUAGCCACGGAGACGAGGGAUCCAGGCUGGCAGCGUUAUCUCUGAAGGGCGCUGAUAACUGCGGUAAACACCGAGCCGCGCUGUGAUGUCACCGUGGAGCUUGUGCAGAUGCAAGACGAGUGCGUUGACCUCGGCGUAAACACACUGUCUGCUGAAUACACAGUGUAGGUGUUAGUGCAUCUGUCCUGCAUGAGAUUCAUCCAAACACUUCCAACGGACCAACUAUGUUGCACAUCAAAAAGAUGACUAUUUAAUCUUUUGCAUGUCUCAGCAUCUAUGAAGUUUUCAAUCCAUCAAAGAAGUCAGAGGGAAAAAAAAAAAGAAAUGCUAUUUACACCACACAAAGUUAAACUGUUUUGACAGAAACAUCUGCAGGAAAUCUAGUGCAAGCUCCUUCCUAAUAAGCCGGGCUGUUAAAGAGCAAAUAGCAGUGGAAAAACAUUUCUUUGUAUCCUCAGCGCUGCAAAGCCUCAUUGGAAAACAACCAUUAUUUUUCGCCUCUGAAGAAUUGUCGUUUCACUUCUGAAAGCACCACUGGGCUUGUUUUCCAAUCCUCCUCUUUUUAUUUUCAUUUCCUAAGCUAAAACAUAAUGGGCUAUUCUGUAAUGGGACCAUUAGCCUUUCUUCUUCCUCCUAACAUUUGUGAGUUUUUCUUUGAUGUAGUGAGGCCUUUCCCUUUGGUUUGUUUGCCUGUUUCUGCAGAAGGUCUAUAGAAUCUGGGCUUAAUGUUUGGUUUUGACACUUAUAAGCUUGACACUGUUGUUGGCUGCAUCAGGAAGAACUCAGGGAGACUUUUGGAUUUAUAAUAUGUAGAAGUAGGACUGGGCAAUAAAACGAUAUGAUAUAUAUCAAAAAUCAAUUUCCCUUGAUAACGAUAUGGUCAAAAGAGCUCCAGCAACACUUGUAGUUCAGGAAAACAGCUUUAUUUGACCAAUGUGUUUUGGCUUAUGGCCUUCAUCAGGGUCAUGAUAACGAUGUGAAACAUGGUCAAUAUGCUUUUCAAUAGCCAGCAUUCUGCCAUGUUUUGGUGGACUAUACUAAUAGCCAAUGAAAAAUGGGAGUUGCUCCAAGUCCACGCCGCACUGAACCAAUCAUAUGCUGAAUUACAAUUAAGUAGCAAACAACUGCAUCGUAGCAGGCUGUAGUUACAUCCAACCAUAGAACUUUAAAGACGUAAAGACAACAGCACUGGAGGUGAGAAGAAAAGAAAAUGAGUGCUACCCCCGGCAGAAAUGCAGAUGGAAGCUCAACAGAUGACGAUAUCGUCAACAAGACUGGCAUGAGCGAGUGCGAAGCAGCCCACGAUGCCUCUGCAGUCGAAACAGCCGACCAUUCAGUCCGCUUUCUCUAGCGCAACGCCUUGCGACAAAACGUCAAAGAGACGCAAAGACCUUCGAUGCAGUUGCUUAUCAUAUUGCAAAAGACAUACAACCAAUAAUCACUAAAAUUUCAUUUAAGAGUAACAGGGAACAUUUAAGAUUGACAAGUGAUUUAUUGAUAUUGACUGAUAUGAAAAAAUAUAUAGUGAUAAACUUUUCCCCAUAUCGCCCAGCCCUAUGUAGAUGAUAAAUGUCCUGCGAUGAAGGUGGUAAAAGGCUGUAUUUGGCCCAUGCUUUCCAACAGUGCAUAUCUUAUGUCUCUUUCUUCUUUCACUUUUGAAUUCCCUAUGCCAUCUUUCUUUUCAGAAUUUCCGUCCAAUCACCAGCGGUUACAGCGGAUACAGCCGUAAAUCUUCAUACACUCCUGAACCUCAGUCCCCUCUGCCGGUCCAGUCCCCACAGACCCCUCAGCCCACUCACCUGAACAACGGCCACUCCAGACCCAACAACGGACACAGCUAUGGAUAUGGGAACGGAACUGGACACAACCAGUACAACAACCCAACCGGACUUUAUGCUCAAAACGGGAGCAAUGGAGAGAGAUCACUGCCGAGCAAGAUGGGAGGCCUCAGCCUCAGUGCCACACACAGGUGAGGUCAUGAAAGUGCACAGAGAUGAACGCUGUGGAAGUUUGUUGUGAUUGGUAGGAAUUCACACAAAUAAGAAGUUGUGAGACUUGUAAAACUUGUAACUUUUCCCUGCUGAGAAAAAGGUCAGAUUUCAUGUUGAACUUUACCUAAAAUUCAAAAGGUAACAGCUAUAUUCACACAUGUACUAAACCCCAGAAACUUCUGCUUGUAAGCUGCAUGUGUGAACUCAGACAGUCAAAAAUUUCACCCAAACAGUUCAACCCCAAGACCUAAAGAGAAAUUUCAGCAAGAAUGUGAAAACUCAGCAGGACCCAGUAAGAAGAGACAGUGGGUCAAAUUAAUGUUGUGUGACUGAUGUGAAACCAUGCGACUAGCCUUGCACAAGCAGCAUUCACUCAUUCACAAGUGUAACUGCAAACAAGAUUUUGGAGUGGGGUCCGGCUGGAGACAUCUACUGUCAGAACCCACCUCCACUGAGAGGACCCCAGGUGACGUUUUUCUCAUGCGCCCCAGUUUGUGUAAAGGUCACCCGGUUAUGUAUUUCGUCUUUGUUGAACACACGAAUACACACAAAAAUAACAUAUCAACAUUAUAAACAUCAAAUAAAGCCCCAAGAAAUAAAAUAUAUAUUUGCAUGAGACAAAAAAUACAUACUUCCCGGUCUAAUCGCUUUUAAUUUGAAAGGCUUCAGUUGAACUUUCCAUCAUUGAAAAUAAAGAUACUACUGGUACAUUUGCUUUUAUUUUGAAAGGCUUCAAAUCAACUUCAUGUCCUCACAGUGGAGGUCUGCUACAAAGGGUCCUGACAGUGGAGGUCUGCAGCCAGACUGUCUUGAGAUUAUUCACCAAGACUUCUCCUGACAGCCUCCCAGUAACAUUUUCUAAGCAGCCGGUUUGAGCUGAUGUGAGCACACAGCAGGAAACAUUUAGGGAAAUUAACAGGGAGGGAGUGAGCGAGGGUGAUGACGUGCAUAUCCUACAAUCAGUGUGGCCCCAAGGACCUGCACAUGACAGGAUAAAUAAAAACAUCCAGUGAUGAAGAAGGAGAACGGGAACAGUGACGAUGUCUGUGCAUCCGUCCUUUUACAAGUAGCAUUGGUAUAAAUUCAGAAAACUGUCAUCGCAGCGCAGAUCUCUGUUGCUUCAUCCACCAUCAUGUUGUAAAGAUUACAAACGUUCAUGUCCUGCCUCCCCAGACUCAUCUCCUAACCCCUGGGUUUUAAAUGGAGGUAUCUUACAGAGUAUUGACCUCCUUAGACUUUUUCAGUUUUACAACCUACAGUUCAAACAGAGCAGUUCGGGUUUUUACACUUUGUUUGUUUACCAAACAAGGGCAGACAGAGGAGACAUCUGUUGGUGUACAAGUUAUCUUAGAGGCAGAUGGUUACAGCUGAUCUUUGUUAGAGGUCACAUAAUGAAAAGGAGCAUUUACUGAUACUGGAAUUUACGACAAUAACAGAUGUCAUUUUGCCCAUACCGGUAUAUUCGGACUCAAAAAAAUAAGUAAACAAAAGUUGGUUUUGGAUGUGUGUAGGUAGGCUAUGGUCUCAUGUUCCUUUUAGAGGCUGUCCGACGUCAGGGACGUGACUCCAACCCAUCCAGUCCGUAACAAAAAGGACAGGUGAGGAGAUGGAGGACGGUUCAAAAGCUGUAGCAGCUGGAGCGGCGGCUGAAGUAGACAAAGUUAAUGCGGGAGGGAGUGAGUGAGCAGCUUGUAGAGUAGUUAUCAUCUAUUUAUCAAUAUAAUGUGAUAUUGAUUUGAGGCCAUAAAGAGCACAGACUUUUCUUCCAUGAAAUAUUCCUCCUCAAUAUCGCCAAGUGAUUGACUUCUUGAGUCUAUUGCAAACAACCCCAGUAAAGUCCAUUUAAAUUUGUAGUUGUAACAUUAAAUUAUAUGGCAAAAUAUCAGGGGGAUAAAUGUUUAUGAAUACUUGAGAUACUGUACGUGUAAUUUCUUGGCAGUCUAAAAUGAAUCAAGAAAUAAGGACUAAAUAAUGGAUUUCCUUCACAUCAGCGAUGUAUUUCCAUGCUUCACGGAUGCAUGUGUUCAUAUGCUGACUUGGCUGAAGACACCAGCAGAUGUGCACUCAGACACAUGCACAGACACACUUGGAAGUCUCUGCACACACCUGCACACAUGGUUGUGUGGACUGGAGAAGCCAUUUGUUGUUGUGCGUCCCCUCCAGUGUGCAAUAAAUGUGUGUGUUUAGUCUCCUGGUGAACAUCCUCUACAGCACUCCCAGAUUUCCCCUGGACUGGACUGUUAAUCCUGGCCAGGCCCACACACACACACACACACACACACACACACACACACACACACACACACACACACACACACACACAAACAUAAGGAAACAGUAAAACAGCAUCUUUACCCCGCUCGUUGCCCACUGUCAAUCUUUUAUUACGCUGUUUCACCAUUUAAAGUCUUCUCACUUCCUCUCUCUCUCUCUCUCUCUCACACACACACACACACACACUGAGGCUGCACACACAUGAAGCGCUUCCUUCAGACUCUCGGAGCGGAGUCUGGAGACAAACAUGCGGUUAUGUGUGUCAGGAUUUGAACACAUCUGUCAGCAGUCCUGCUCGUCUCCCAGAGGCUCCAACUGUUUGAGUGGAUCAGAUGAACGAGAUCCAUCCUGUUAGAUUUGGGAAUAGCUUGAUGGAUGGGUAAACACGGAGCUUCUGGGAUUAAGACUUCAUUCCUAUGGAGUCAUAUGUUGAGUGCAGAGCGUACACUGAAAUUUUCCUCACAGUGACAUCUCUGUUAUCUCAGAAAAAAAAGCAUUAAGGACAUUCUGUACAUGUCAUGUGUUUUUAUCAUGUUCCUAUGUUAGUCUGGCAUCUGUUCUGUUGUCUCUCUCCCUCAGCUUCUCUUGUAUCUGCUUAAUUCACCCAUAAACCCAAAACAAAAGAGAAAACUGAAUCAUAAAAAUAUUGGCACAUUCCCUUGAUUGUGAAUUCCUUCAGUUUCUUUUCCUUACACACAAAAAGUGAAGUUUUAUCGUUCAAAUUGCGCUGCAUUGAAACUUCAUCUUCCCUCUCUUAUCUCCUCCAGCCCAGAGCCCCCCACACAAUCCCCUGUGAGCCGUAACGGUUUUGACAUGCAGUCAGACGUCUACAAGAUGCUGCAGGACCACGUGGAGCCUGUCUCUGAACCCAAACAGUCCGGCUCCUUCAAAUACCUCCAGGGAAUCCUGGAGGCCGAGGAUGGAGGUAAGGAUUCCUGUGUGUGUGUGUGUGUGUGAGGGUGUGUGUUUUAUUCAAGCUGUUCUUAAUAUGCAUUGUCACUAAAGCCUGCUCCCUCGGGGUGUCUUUGCUGCUGCUCUCCCUGCCAUGGUUUUUUUUACGUAUGCUCAUGAAACAAAGGGGAGGUGAGCUUUUUCUGCACACCAUUCAAGUGCAUUUCAGAAAUACACAUGAGCUCUCAUGACAGCGCCAUACUUUUGCUGGUUCUCCCUGUUAAUCUCUUUAUCAGUGAUAGAUUACAACUAGGGGUGUCCCGGUAAGAUAUUGAUAUCUGAUAUUGGUCCGAUAUCAGCAAAAAAACAAAUAUCGGAUUAUAUCGGCCUGCAUCUAAAAUCUCUGAUACGAACAGUCCAUUCCAGACUCCGCUACGGCACCUCUAUCUAGCGGCACCCAAAUCCAGCAUGUAGAGUCCACGUACUCAAAACAACAGUGUGUACUGAGGUGCUACCAAAGCAGCGGGGAGUAGAGGUGAUAUUGGCCUUGUGGCAGUAUUUUUUGCUAAAGUACGAAAAAAGACAUUGCAGCUGAGUGAAAAACUUGUCGUGCACAAUUUUGUGCCAAUAUCGGAUCAAUUUUGGCAUUGGUCAAUAUUGAAGUCUACUAUAUCGGUAUCGUAUCAGAAGUAAAAAAGUUGUAUUGGGACACCCCUGAUUAGAACUGUACUGCCAGAUUUAUCUUUUUAAUGAACUGGAGGGCUGAGAAAAUCUGCAGCACCAAAGAAAACAGUGAACGAUAAACUUGCAGUCAGGUUAAGUGCAUGACAAUGGUAAACAACAAGCAGCUGGGAAGGCCUGUUAUUUAUAUAUAAAGCACAAGGUGGGAAACUCCAAGUAAGUAAUGCUUCCUACUGUGUAGACGAGGCUUAUGGCUCCAAAGGAACAUCCUGCUCUGCUCAGGUGGCUUAUGUCUCGCUCCUCCGAGCUCCACUGUUUCACUAGCAUAGUUUUCCUUUUAUAGAAAGGACAGUGGACACAAGCAGGGAGGUAAGACACAGAGAGGAAGAGCAAGAAAGAGAGCAAGACGGGAACAAGUAGAGGAGGUGGAGCUCAAGAUGGAGUGCUUUAAAUAGCUUGGAUGAGCAGGGGAGGGAAGUUUGGUUUUGAAAUUUACUGCCAAAAACAACUUUAAAGUGGACAAUAAAGUGAGAAAUAUGGGUUUCCUGUCAGCCUCCUGACACUUUUCUCAGCGUUAAUGCUUUUGAGGAGGAGUCGUGUGUUGCUGACAGCAGCAGAAAAGGGCUAAUCCCUCGAACUAAGACAUUCCUUUUAGGUUCCAUGUUUACCGCUAAGGCCAGGAAAAGCUGUGAAAGUUGUAAUUAUAAGCCAAGUGUUGGUAUGUUAAGGCGGAAAUAACCGGGACCUCAGAGGAGUGGGCUCAUGACCUGUUAGGACUGAUAGUCUGUGAUUCAUGGUUUUUGCAACCGCACGAAAGAACCCAGAUUUGUCCUUGAGAAAAAUCCCUUCUCUUUCAUAACUAUUAGAGGAAUUUAGCAGCUGUGAAUGUCAGUAACCCUUUUCACUGAAUAUGCAGUUUGUCAUGAAGUCGCCCACUUCUCCCUUUUUAAUGUAAAGCUCAAUUCCCAAUUGCACUUCAAUAGAUUACGAUGAACGCACUAUGUAAUUUUUAGUGUAGCAUUCAGAUUGGCAAAGUAAGAUGUCAGUCUCCCAGCCAGAGUCAUACCCUCUGUCUCUCUGAUGUGAGAGCCGACAGAACAACAAUUAAUUAACCAUUUGCUUUUACCUUUAAAACAACACAGGAGAGAGAUUGGAGCUAAUGGUAGACAGAGGAAGGUUGGAGAGAGACUCUGCUGAUGGAUUACAGAGAUUUAAAGGGUCUGCUGUCAGAGGGCUCUCAGCUUAGAGGCCUGACAGGUUGAUUGACGGACUAAGCCCUCGGUGAAACAAGGAGACACUCCAGGUUUACUUUAGGAUCACUUUAAAAGCUACCUGUCUGUCUGUUGAUGUUCGGAGCUGUCAGUUUCAUCUCUGUGGGAGCGUGAAAUCCUGACACAGAUGCUGAAUUGUUUUUUUUUUUCUCUUGGUAGUUAUGUCGAACAGCCUAAUAAGGAGAUAAAAAGUCAUUUUUUUUACAAUGAGGCACAUUUUGCAGUCAGGUUAAAGUCAAAUCAGUGUUGCUGAAUGCGUACCUUGCUGUCAGGCUUUUAAAUCACAGUAGUUGGUCUUCUUUUAAGGCAAAAGCCCCUGUAGAGACCAUGUUGACUUUCAGGGGCUUUUAGAGUAAAAGCAAACAAGAGUGUCGGUUUACCCAGAAUUCCUCGAACUCCAUCAUGAUUGGAUACUGCUGUGGAUAGAAGAUGGGCAAAGUAACUGUUUACUGGUGUUGAGUUGGGGUGUUAGAUCAAUAAUAGAAACUUUUUAUCUAGUGUACAAUAUAAGACAACUUCUGUCAUCAAUAAAAAAUUGGAGUGAGUUGAAGGUGAAGAAAAACACAAGGUGAUCUGAGUAGUGCUUCCUUGGCAAUUUAGAAAUUAAACAAACCAAGAGUGAUUCAAUUAAGAGAAUCAACUUUUCAACACUUACAGAUACUCAUAUGCUCAAUUUAUCACACAGUAAAAGUUGCAGUAUCCCAAAAUGAUGGAAAAUACAUAUACAGUUAUGAUCAACUAGUAAAACUGUGACCUUACAAUUAACUGCAGCAAUGACCACAACUUAGGCCGGUAGAAGGAAGUAGUUUAAAUCACAUCAGUCAUGCUCCCCUCUAAACUUGGUGCAAAGUAAUUCAAUUCUUCAAGAGUUUCAAGGAGAAAGGCACAGGGAGCAUUCCAGUUAGAUUGUUUUUCCACAGGGAUUUAGACUGCAGGGGCUGACAUGGUGCAAGAUUUAAAGCCUCUGCAAGAUCUGAGAGCCAUUGGGGGGUGAACAUGUGAUGCCAGUCUUGAGGGGUUUAACCCUUUUGACUCUUUGUCAGUUCAGGAGAAUUGUUCCUUUUGCAGCUCUGUGGGUCAGUAACCUAAGAUGACUGUAAUUGUACUUUUCUUUGAUGUUCUUGCAGUUGUAAUUUAAAGGCCCUCAAAUAGCCAGGCAUUGACUGACAGUGACUAAAGAUAUGUCUAUUUUGGUUUAAACAGCAGAGGGAAGAAACUAAAGAUAUAUUAUGGCAAAACAUGCUUUGUUACAAUAAUACCAUAUGAAACAAUACGAUACGAUACAAUUCAAUAAGAUACAAUAUGAUACCACAUGAUACAAUACAAUAUGAUACAAUAUGAUAUGAUACAAUACAAUAUGAUACAGUAUGAAACCAUACAAUAUGAUACAAUACAAUACAUUAUGACACAAAACGAUACGAUACAGUAUGAUACAAUACAAUACGAAACAAUACAAAACAAUUUGAUACAAUAUGAUACGAUAUGAUACAAUAUAAUAAGAUAUGAUACGAUAAGAUAUGAUAUGAUUCAAUACAAUACGAUAUGGUACAAUAUGACAUGAUACAAUAAAAUUCAAUACGAUCCAAUAUAAUACAAUAUGAUAUGAUACAAUAUGAUACGAUAUGAUACAAUACAGUAUGAUACAAUAUGAUAUGACACAAUACAAUUUUAUACAAUACAAUGUGAUACGAUACAAUACAACACAAUUUAAUACGGUACGAUACAAGACGAUACAGUAUGAUACGACAAAAUAUGAAACGAUACAGUGUGAUAUAAUACAAUAUGGUACAAUACAAUAUAAUAUAAUAUGAUACAAUACAAUACGAUAUAGUAUGAUAUGACACCAUAUGAUACGAUACAAUAUUAUAAGAUACAAUAUGAUAAGAUACAAUACAUAAUGACACAACAUGAUACGAUACAAUACGAAACAGUUAGAUACGAUAUGAUACAAUUUGAUAAGAUACGAUACAAUACGAUAUGAUAUGAUACAAUAUGGUAUGAUAUGAUACAAUACAAUACAAUUUAAUACGAUAGGAUAAAAUAUGAUAUUAUACAGUAUGAUACGACUCAAUAUGAUAUGAUAUGCUACAAUAUGAUACGCUAUUAUAGGAUACGAUACAAUACGAUGCGAUACGAUACGAUACGAUACGAUACGAUAUGAUACAAUCUAACAGUCGGUUUAUGGCAUUGGUGCUCCAUACAUUCUAUCUUUCUAUGUUGUGACUCCUUUUGCCUUACAUUCCUUGAGGUUUCACACUGAGCUUGACAGGUAUGAAUUGUUGUGUUGGCUGCAUGUGUGACAGUUUUACAGACUGCCUGGUAGAUGUUAGUCACAGUUUAGGACACAUAUGGUGCCAUGAAUGCUGUUAGGGGUGAGAUAUGUGUUGUAAAAGGCCAACUUGUCACUUCUUGUGAAUUGAAAUAAGGGUUAUGUAGGUUGGCGACAAGCACCAUCCAGCUCUAGUAGCAUGUCUAUUUAAAAAUGUAGAAGCAAGACUAAACAAGCACUUGUUGAUCCCGCUCUUAAUAUCUAUUCCUGACUGAGGUUCUUGAGGCUUUUCUUAGUCAACCUUCCCCUCUGUGAGAAAGUCAUGAGAGUGCUGAGGAUUAGAGCUUUUCCAUUAGGGUGUAUAAUUAAGUAAUAGAGACAUUAAUCCUAGAAAAAAAAACAGACCCAGUUCAAGACAGCUUCUAAACACACCAUGGAGCAGUCAGAGGCUAACUGUUUCUGAGGCCUGGAGACACUUUGAGGCAGGUUCUGGAUGAAAGCUAAUUAGCCUGUGGUUAGUGGCUCUGAUAGGUGGCCUGUUGGCCUGAAAAACCUCUGCUGGCACAUCAUCAGUAAAAGGAUGUCAAAUAUAGUGCUGCUCCCUGCUUUGCCCCACUGAUCUAAGCUGGAAACCACUGAAGUAACCCAAACCCAGAAUCAAACAUGCCCCUUUCAUGUAGUCCAGUCAGGCAUUGAUAAACCUUUGCGAAUUGAUCGCUCUUAACAAGGACUGUCAUCCAUGAGGAGAUUGCCACUUUUUUAGUACCAAGAUUACUGUCCAAAGAAAGGAAGUCCCUGUGAGGUGGACUGUUUGAGUUUAUCAAAGAUCAUACAUUGCUUCUUGACACCAUGAUGGAUGUCGUUAAAACUCGCCCUCUGUAGUUCACACGCAUCCUUGACUGUAUCAUAAUGGUGUUACAGUUUAACCCUGGGAUAUUUUUCCUGCUAAAUGUCUAACAGAGAUGAUGAAUGAUUUACUACUAGGAGGUAGCAUUGCCGUCAGUGGUAGAUUGUUGUAUUUUACAGUAUCUUCAAGUAUCGAUCUCUUCAAAAUAAUCAUGUGAGACAAGAUCCUGUUUUUGGAAGCAGACAACAAGGACUCUGAGAACAUUUCCCUAGCCUUAUACAAAACACUUGUGCUAUUAUAUUUGGCAGGAGAUGAGUGCUUUCAUUAAAUCUUGAGCAUAAUGAAGUGUUAUCUUAAAUUUUAAGUGCUUUGGCUGUGAUUUAGUUUGAGUACUCCAGUUUUAGCAUCCUUUCAAACCUGUUCUCACCUCGCACUAGGUUGUAAAACAGAACCAGAGAUGUGGUCUGUAAUUACACUGAGUUUAAUGAGGUGUACAACAAUUGUGACACAUGCUAGUAUCAUGCAAAACAUUCACCUCAAGUUGUUUGUACUCAGUAUGAUUGGUGGCUGGGGACACUGGUGUCUUUCUAGGUGCCCAUUGAGAUUCUCUUUACGACAUUGAAACCCUACCAAAACUGGAAAAAGACUAGUAGUUAUGUGCGUGAUAAUAGUAGGCUAUGUUGCUUAGUGUGUGCUCACAGCUUGUAAUGAUACCUCACAUGGAUACCUGUAGCAUGCUGGAUGACACGCAUCUGUGAAGACAGUCUGAAAUUGUGAGAAAUAACUCGGUGGGGAAAGCUGACCUCUGAAACCUUUUCUGAUGGUAGAGUGUGAAAUAUUGAUCCAUCUAUGUAUCAUUUACCAGACAAAUACUGUCCUGACAGGCACCACGUUCAAGAUGUAAUACUAGGAACUCAGAAGGAAUCCUGACAGGGUGCAAACACACAAAAAAACAUGCACCCUUAUGCUCGUGUAGAGCUUUUAACUUUAAGAAAACACACAACAUGUAUGAACAGGAUUACAGUUAAAAGAAGUCAGCACCAUGCAGAUUAAAGUGUAUUUUCCUUUAUUUAUGCAAUGGGUAUUUUGUUAUUUUUCUUUUCAGGUGUGUCUCCGACAGAGAGGAUGAGAAAUUUGAAGUCUCCAGUCAGGUCUCCGAUCCCCAAACUGGGCAGCCCCAUCCCCAUCUCCAGCCCCAUGCCUGGUCUCCAGAAGCUACCCCAGUGCACACGCUGCUAUAACGGCAUAGUGUGAGUACCAUAUGGGUGCUGGCUUUAUUUUAAGCCAAUUCACAGAUAUUGGUCAACAAUCGGGAAUAACUACAACUAACCUUAUUGAAAUAACACCUUUUUAAAAGACACAGUAAAAUAUGAACGACUUGUUCUCAGAGUUGCUGUGAAAACUAUUUUAAUCUCCAUCUGGAAAUGCUAAGUGUCUGUCUGGUUUUAUCACUCCACCUGUGGUCAUAAAGUUUAAACACUGAACCUGCAGGAGGUCAGUCGAGGUUUUUCACAGACCGUGAAACAAAGAGGUGAACUACCGCAGAUCAACCUGCACCAACAGGCCUUAACACUUAAAAUGAUCUAUCCAUUUAUCAUCCUAAUGAUUAAUCCAAGCCAUUCUACACACCUCUCUCCCCCACACACACAUGCUUUAUACAGAAAUGUAAAACCAUCUCACACACAAGUUCCCAAACCUGCUCUAACAAGCGUGAGCACAUGCUCACACACCUUUCUUCCAAAGUAACCACAUGCACCGCACCGGUAAUCCCCCUCUGUAAAAGCAGCUGCAGGUAAGCACUGAUGUCAUCGGCUUACUUUUCUUACUCACAGGGGUGCAUUGUGGGAGCUUUCUGUGCACAAUAAGGCCCUUAUGACCGGGGAGCAUUUUACAGCUUUUUAAACAAAUAUAGAGCACUGUGUCAAGAGUUUAUCCCGCCAGUUUCGUGGUUAAAUGAGGAAAGCGGUGACAUGAAAAGGAGCUGGCUUACGGCUGAAUGGUGGGCUGGCUGUAUCCCCAGUCCAGAAAGGAAAAUCUAAUUGGGAGCGGUGAAUGAACAACGCCCUUAAUGACUGCUGUCGCUGUGUGUGUGACUGACUCAGGCAGUAAACUAAAUGCAGCAGUGUUGAUCAGCAGCCAGCCAGCAGAGUAAGUAUGGACUGUUCAGCUUCAGAGUGUGAUUAAAUGUGUACAAACCUUCCUCUGCUUAUGAUAACAUCUGAUAAACAAAUAAGGAGGAUACGUAUAUUUAAAAGCUGGCUGGACAUGAGUGCUGAUUUGCAUUGAUAAUCGACAGUUUGAUGAACAUUUAUGAGGGAGUCAUUCGUAAUUCCUCCCCAUUUACUACCUUGUAAGGUGUUCAAUUUAGUAUUUGUCCUUUAUGGUGAUGAUAACUUGACUCGAAUGAUUCUUGCAGAGCCUUUUAAGGCACUUGUUAUUUUGCAGUUAGCUUGUCAUAAAACCAAGCCUCCUCUUCUCUGAACUGUGAUCAGGGCUCCUACACAGUUGGAAUUUCCAUACUUUUCCAUACCCUACUUUUUAGUAUUAAGUGUAGAAAAAUACCUUCUUUUCUAUUUUAGAAAGCAGGAUUUUAGAGCUGUGGUAAUAGUGUGGAAACAUAAAUAUUUUUCCAUAUUUUAUUUUUCAUUUUCCAUAUUUUUUAAGACCUGGAAAUUGGUCAAAUUUAUUUCCAUACUUGCGUAGGAACCCUGUGCGAUACUGUGUUUUUUUCAUUGUAUUUCCUUUUCUUUGUUUUACUCAUUGAAUUAAAUAAGUGCACUUCUCCAACCACUGCCAACAAGAAUAUAAAUUAGAUUUGGCCUCAAGGUUUAGGAGAAAUCAUUGCAAACAGAAACCACAAGAAAAAGAGAAUAAAUAAGAGACAAUAAAGAUUUGUCAUCACCAAACACAACCUGUUUCACAUUCAGUAUCCUGCAUUAGGCUGGGCUCAGAGACAGAGGGUAGGGCUGGGCGAUAUGGCCUCAAAUCAAUAUCAUGAUAUAUAUUGAGCAGUUCACCUCGAUAACGAUAAAUGAACGAUAACUACUCCACAAGCUGCUCACCUCCUCCCACAUUUUCACCUAACUCAUUUGCCGCUCCAGCCACUACAACUUUUGAACCGUCCUCCAUCUCCUCACCUGUCUUUCCCUCUUUGUUACGGACUGGAUGGGGUGGAGUCACUUCUCUGACGUAGGACAGCAUCUAAAAGGGACAUAAGACCAUAGCCUACCUUCACACAUUCAAAACCAACUUUUAAUAACUUAUUUCUUUGACGCCAAAUAUAUUGACAUGAGCAAAAUGACAUUGGUUAUUAUCAUAAAUUUCGGUAUCGGUAAAUUUUAGGUUUAUCGCCCAGCCCUAAAAGAGGGCCAUGACAGGACGUUUGAAACCACACACUUAACCUCUGGGUGUCUUUCUGGAUUGUUGGGCUCAACUGUAUCUCCUUGAUUUCCAGUUUACCCAAUCUGCCACCCUCCUAACACUCUCUGUUUACCUUUUUUUGCCCUCCAGUGGCACCAUUGUGAAGGCGCGGGACAAGCUGUACCACCCUGAGUGCUUCAUGUGCGACGACUGCGGCAUCAACCUGAAACAGAGAGGCUACUUCUUCAUCGAGGACAAUCUGUACUGUGAGACACACGCCAUGGCUCGCGUCCAGCCCCCAGAGGGCUACGAUGUGGUCGCUGUUUACCCCAACUCUAAGGUGGAGCUGGUCUGA
Messenger RNA from Xyrichtys novacula (pearly razorfish), 49277 nucleotides. The record is from the annotation of a GenBank genome assembly. Lineage: Eukaryota; Metazoa; Chordata; Actinopteri; Labriformes; Labridae.